Molecule: messenger RNA, 55419 nt
Organism: Coregonus sp. 'balchen'
Lineage: Eukaryota; Metazoa; Chordata; Actinopteri; Salmoniformes; Salmonidae
Source: the annotation of a GenBank genome assembly
AUGCAGUGUGGACACAAAGAAACAAACACACAUCAGAGGUGAGAUAUUCCCCUCUCUCAUUCUCACAUACACCCCUCUCUCUCUCUCUCUCUCUCUCUCUCUCUCUCUCUCUCUCUCUCUCUCUCUCUCUCUCUCUCUCCUCUCUCUCUCUCUCUCUCUCUCUCUCUUCUCUCUCUCUCUCUCUCUCUCUCUCUCUCACACACACACACAAAAGAGGGAGAGAGAGGCAUACAGAGAGUGAGAGAGAGAGAUAAAGAGAGAGAGAGAGAAAGAAAGAGAGCACAGUUAAGAACAAUAACUAACACUCAUUUUUCCUGUAGGCCCUACUUUUCAUGCUGAGUAACAGCAAUGUCUUGAAAGUCCCUAUUUUCAUCUCCCAGGUGAAUAAAUACUGAACAUGCCUGCUUCACUAGUACUUUGCUUUCAAGUUCCAAUCUCUUUGAGGGAUUUUUCAAACCCUUUUGAUGAUUUUUAUCCUAUUGACUGUACAAUUAUGCCGUAAGCACACAAUUUCCCUUUUUUCAUCCUGCUAUUAAAUGAAACUGAAGAUAAAGUAACAAAAUCAUUACAGCAUUUAUCUUAAUUGCCUCGGGUAUUGUGCGAGGAUGUGUGUGAGGGUUUUGCUGAGUGUGGCUUCUUUUCUUGCACUCAGUCGCUGCUCAGCAGGAGGUGGCCUGUAGCUGAGGCGUACUGCAGAGGAUUACACACAUGGAUAUUCACCGGGGAUUUACACAACCUUCACUUUGCAGUUAGUUUCCUGCCAAUCUGUAUCUGCCUCUCUUCAACUCAACUGAGACUUUUUUUUAUAGACAAUUUAUUUAUUCUACUUUUUUAUUUUUUGUACACAAAACAACCAAGGCAUUAAACAAAACAAAACACAAAUACAUAGGGAGAUUUUUUUCCUGAUAAAUGUAAUGCUAUUUCAUGGCCAUGUUAGUACUUUAUGUGCCAUUAAGGAAACACAAAAAUCAUUCCCAUAUCUUUUUGGAGUUUGUAUUAUUUGUCUCCAGUCUCUUUUCUAACAUGAUUUCAUACACUGUUGUUUUUAUCAACAUAUUCAUCCAGAGCUUUUCCAACCUAAACAUAAUAUUUCAAAUUCUGUCUGGUUAAUCCCUCUUAUUUCAGACUUGUUACUCAACAGACAGUCUUGGUGACCUAGGUACAUGGAAUCAAAGGCAAUCUCCCAUGCACUGUAAGGCUUUGUCCCAUAGGGCGUGAACAACUGGGCAUUCCCACAGUGCAUGUAUGAGAGUUCCUUUUGCCACUUCACAUCGCAAACACACAUCAUCCUAUGACAAACCAUCCUAUGUAACCUUCAAAUUGAAAUACUUUAAAUUGUAUACCUUUUCCCUACGCUUCUCUGACAUUUUGCCCAAUAUUUGAAAUAAUUUACAUCCAUGUCUUCUUAUCUAGCUCACAUUGUAAAUCCCUUUGCCACACAAUUCUCAAGUUUUCAUAGGUGUCAUUUUUAACCUUUAACAGCAUUUUGUAACAUAAAGAAGCUGAUUGUACAGGUAGAAAAUAAAUAUUCCACAUUGUUGACUUUUUUCAUAAUGGCACCACCUAGUGUUGACACACCGCUUUAAUUUGCAUAUAUCUCCAUAGGUCAUGAUCAAAACGUUUAUAUUUAUUCCCCAUUUCUUCAAAUGACAAAAAUACCUAAUUCUUGUGCAGGUCUCCCAAAGUAUGAACCCUUCUCUUACCCAUUUUCCCCACAUUAUUGACAGUUUACCCACACAAAUAGCAGGAUUAUAUCAUACAGAAGCAUACUGUAUCUAUGUGGAGACUCUUUGAUCCUUUUAUGUAUUGACAACCACACUGCCCUAGAAUGGCACAGAAUUUGAUUGAUGCCCUGAAUAUCUGUAUUAUUGGCUAUCUUUUGGAAUAGAAUAUGUAAUGGUCCAAAAGGAGUUGUCAAACCACUUUCCAAUGUAACCCAUCUCUCCUCAACCUCCUCUCUCCUCCAGUGCUUAGCCAUUCUGGUAUAGCUCGAAAGCCAAAUUGUACAGUUCCGCAUGGAUUUUCUGCAUACUGAUGCAUGGUCUUUUUCCACACACAUAUAAAGUCUUAAUAAUACCAUUACACUGCUUAAAAAUGUAUGAUGGAAUGCAUAUCGCUAGCAUCAUUGAAAUAUAAUUAAACUUAGGAACAACCAUCCAUUUUAAUGAAAUACAUUUUUCCACAUAAACUAAGAUUUCACAUCUUCCACUGGAAGCAUAUUGAUAUCCACUAUCUUAUUAAACUCUGAUGUCAAUAUAAUCCCCAGAUAUUUCAUACCCGAUUGCAUCCACUUGAAAUUAAAAGGGGUAACCAUUGCUGAUGGGCAUAUUGUAGAGACUGGCAUAGCCUCAGAUGUAUGCCAAUUAACCUUAUAUCCAGAAAUAACAGAAAAUAUCUCCACAGUUUUGAGCAGUGGUGAGAUUGAUGACAUGGGGUGUUUAAUCAGCAACAAAAUGUAUCAACAGCAUUUAAGAACAAAUUAUGUUCCUCUCCCCCAUUAUAAACUCCCUGAAUAUCUGGAUUUCCAAUUACAGAGAUAGCCAGAUGCUCGAACACUAUCAAAAACAGUAAAGGAGAAAGUGGGUCUCCCUGUUUUGUAGAUCUACAGUGCAUUCAGAAAGUAUUGAGACCCCUUGACUUUUUCCACAUUUUGUUACAUUACAGCCUGACUGAAAAACAGCUUCUAUCUCAAGGCCAUCAGACUGUUAAAUAGCCAUCACUAGCCGGCUACCACCCGGUUACUCAACCCUGCACCUUUGAAGCUGCUGCCCUAUAUACAUAAAUUAAAUCAAAUCAAAUGUUAUUGGUCACAUACUCGUGUUUAGCUGAUGUUAUUGCGGGUGUAGCGAAAUGCUUGUGUUUCUAGCUCCGACAGUGCAGUAAUAUCUAACAAGUAAUAUCUAACAAUUUCACAACACAUACCCAAUACACACAAAUCUAAGUAAAGCAAUGGAAUUAAGAAUAUAUACAUAUAUGGAUGAGCAAUAAACAUUAUUAAAGUAACUAGUGUUCCAUUUACUAAAGUGGCCAGUAAUUUCUAAUCUAUGUAUAUAGGCAGCAGCCUCUAAUGUGCUAGUGAAGGCUAUUUAACAGUCUGAUGGCCUUGAGAUAGAAGCAGUUUUUCAGUCUCUGUCCCAGAUUUGAUGCACCUGUACUGACCUCGCCUUCUGGAUGAUAGCGGGGUGAACAGGCAGUGGCUUGGGUGGUUGUUGUCCUUGAUGGUAUUUUUGGCCUUCCUGUGACAUCGGGUGCUGUAGGUGUCCUGGAGGGCUGGUAGUUUGCCCCAGGUGAUACGUUGGGCAGACCGCACCACCCUCUGGAGAGCCCUGCGGUUGCAGGCGGUGCAGUUGCCGUACCAGGCAGUGAUACAGCCCGACAGGAUGCUCUCAAUUGUGCAUCCGUAAAGGUUUGUGAGGGUUUUAGGUGCCAAGCCAAAUUUCUUCAGCCUCCUGAGGUUGAAGAGGCACUGUUGCGCCUUCUUCACCACACUGCCUGUGUGGGUGGACCAUUUCAGUUUGUCAGUGAUGUGUACACCAAGGAACUUGAAGCUUUCCACCUUCUCCACUGAAGUCCCAUCGAUGUGAAUAGGGGGGUGCUCCCUCUGCUGUUUCCUGAAGUCCACGAUCAUCUACUUAGUUUUGUUGACGUUGAGUGAGAGGUUAUUUUCCUGGCACUACACUCCCAGAACCCUCACCUCCUCCCUGUAGGCUGUCUCGUCAUUGUUGGUAAUCAGACCUUCUACUGUUGUGUCGUCUGCAAACUUGAUGAUUGAGUUGGAGGUGUACUUGGCCACGCAGUCAUGGGUGAACAGGGAGUGCAGGAGGGGGAUGAGCACGCACCCUUGUGGGGCCGCAGUGUUAAAGAUCAGCGAAGUGGAGGUGUUGUUUCCUACCUUCACCACCUGGGGGCAGCCUGUCAGGAUGUCCAGGACCCAGUUGCACAGGGUGGGGUUCACACCCAGGGCCUUGAGCUUAAUGAUGAGACAUGGCAUCACUGGUCACUUUAAUAAUGGAACACUAGUCACUUUAAUUGGUUUACGUACUGCUUUACUAAUUUCAUAUGUGUAUACUGUAUUCUAUUCUACUGUAUUUUAGUCAAUGCCACCCUGACGUUACUCAUCCUAAUAUUUAUAUAUAUAUUGUAUUAAUUCCGUUAUUUUACUUUUAUUUUUGUGUGUAUUAUUGUGAAUUGUUAGAUACUACUGCACAGUUGGAGCUAGGAACACAAGUAUUUCGCUACACCCGCAAUAACAUCUGCUAAAUAUGUGUAUGUGACUAAUAAAAUUUGAUUUGAUUUGAGAUGUUCGAUUGGGUUCAAGUCCGGUGUCUGGCUGGGCCUCUCAAGGACAUUCAGAGAUUUGUCCCGAAGCCACUCCUGCGUUGUCUUGGCUGUGUGCUUAGGGUCGUUGUCCUGUUGGAAGGUGAACCUUCGACACAGUCAGGUCCUGAGCGCUCUGGAGCAGGUUUUCAUCAGGAUCUCUCUGUACUUUACUCCGUUCAUCUGUCCCUAGAUCGUGACUAGUCUCCCAAUCCCCACAACAUGAUGCUGCCACCACCAUGCUUCACCUUAGGGAUGGUGCCAGGAUUUCUCCAGACGUGAUGUUUGGUAUUCAGGUCAAAGAGUUCAAUCUUGGUUUCAUCAGAGAAUCUUGUUUCUCAUGGUCUGAGAGUCCUUUACGUGCCUUUUGGCAAACUCCAAGUGGGUCGUCAUGUGCCUUUUACUGAGGAGUGGCUUCCGUCUGGCCAAUCUACCAUAAAGGCCUGAUUGGUGGAGUGCUGCAGAGAUGGUUGCCCUUCUGGAAGGUUCUCCCAUCUCCACAGAGGAACUCUGGAGCACUGUCAGAGGGACCAUCGGGUUCUUGGUCACCUCCCUGACCAAGGCCCUUCUCCCUCAAUUGCUCAGUUUGGCCGGGCAGCCAGCACUAGCAAGUGUCUUGGUGGUUCCAAACUUCUUCCAUUUAAGAAUGAUGGAGGCCACUGUGUUCUUGGAGACCUUCAAUGCUGCAGAUAUUUUUUGGUACCCUUCCCCAGAUCUGUGCCUCGACGUAAUCCUGUCUCGGAGCAAUUCCUUUGACCUCAUGUCUUGGUUUUUCCUCUGACAUGCACUGACAACUGUGGGACCUUACAGUGCCUUGCAAAAGUAUUCAUCCCAAUUGCCGUUUUUCCUAUUUUGUUGCAUUACAACCUGUAAUUUAAAGACCAAAGAUAACCCUGAAGGAGCUGCAAAGCUCCACAGCAGAGAUUGGAGUAUCUGUCCAUAGGACCACUUAGGACCACUUUGUGGUCCUCUGUAGCUCAGCUGGUAGAGCACGGCGCUUGUAACGCCAAGGUAGUGGGUUCGAUCCCCGGGACCACCCAUACACAAAAAUGUAUGCACGCACGACUGUAAGUCGCUUUGGAUAAAAGCGUCUGCUAAAUGGCAUAUUACAUUACAUUACAAUUUUUUAAGCUAUACACUCCACAGAGUUGGCCUUUAUGGAAGAGUGGCCAUAAAAAAGCCAUUGCUUAAAGAAAUAAAUAAACAAACACGUUUGGUCUUCACAUGUGGAAGACUCCCCAAACAUAUGGAAGAAGGUACUCUGGUCAGAUGAGACAAAAAUUGAGCUUUUUGGUCAUCAAGGAAAACGCUAUGUCUGGCGCAAACCCAACACCUCUCAUCACCCCGAAAACACCAUCCCCACAGUGAAGCAUGGUGGUGGCAGCAUCAUGCUGUGGGGAUGUUUUUCAUCGGCAGGGACGGGGAAACUGGUCAGAAUUGAAGGAAUGAUGGAUGGUGCUAAAUACAGGGAACUUCUUGAGGGAAACCUGUUUCCCUCUUCCAGAGAUUUGAGACUGGGACAGAGGUUCACCUUCCAGCAGGACAAUGACCCUAAGCAUACUGCUAAAGCAACACUUGAGUGGUUUAAGGGGAAACAUUUAAAUGUCUUGGAAUAUCCUAGUCAAAGCCCAGACCUCAAUCCAAUUGAGAAUCUGUGGUAUGACUUAAAGAUUGCUGUACACCAGUGGAACCCAUCCAACUUGAAGGAGCUGGAGCAGUUUUGCCUUGAAGAAUGGGCAAAAAUCCCAGUUGCUAGAUGUGCCAAGUUUAUAGAGACAUACCCCAAGAGACUUGCAGCUGUAAUUGCUGCAAAAGGUGGCUCUACAAAGUAUUGAUUUUGGGGGGGUGAAUAGUUAUGCAUGCUCAAGUUUUCUGUUUUUUUGUCUUAUUUCUUGUUUGUUUCACAAUAAAAAAUAUUUUGCAUCUUCAAAGUGUUAGGCAUGUUGUGUAAAUCAAAUGAUACAAACCCCCCAAAAAUCCAUUUUAAUUCCAAGUUGUAAGGUAACAAAAUAGGAAAAAUGCCAAGGGGGGUGAAUACUUUCGCAAGCCACUGUAUGUAGACAGGUGUGUGCCUUUCCAAAUCAUGUCCAAUCAAUUGAAUUUACCACAGGUGGACUCCAAUCAAGUUGUAGAAACAUCUCAAGGAUGAUCAAUGGAAACAGGAGGCCAUGAGCUCAAUUUCAAAUCUCAUAGCAAAGGGUCUGAAUACUUAUGUAAAUAAGGUAUUUCAGUUUUUUAUCUUUAAUACAUUUGCAAACAUUUCUAAAAGCCUGUUUUCGCUUUGUCAUUAUGGGGUAUUGUGUGUAGAUUGAUGAGGACAUUUUUUAUUUAAUCCAUUUUAGAAUAAGGCUGUAACGUAACAAAACGUGGAAAAAGGGAAGGGGUCUGAAUACUUUCCGAAUGCACUGAUAAUUUAAAACAUUUAGAAAUCAUUCCAUUAGUCUGUACAGCUGCCCUUGGACUGGAAUACAGGACAUCAAUCCAAUUCAUAAACCCAGGACCAAAACCUAUACUACUGAGGACAAAUGUAAUACCUUCUCUUCAUUAAGAGACAAAGCAGUGACAGGCCAGGAUGCAGACUUAUUCAGCCACAUGAGAUGCAACAAACAUCUGUAGCUAUCACCUGAGUUCCUAUUUUUGACAAAGCCAACCUGGUCAGUGUGGAAGAUAUUGGGAAUAGUUUUCUCCAGUCUAGAGGACAUAAUCUUAGAUAGCACCUUUCCAUCUACAUUACUAAGGCUGAUGGGUCUAUACCUUCCAGGGUCGGUCAAUUCUUUAGCCUUUCUGGGGAUUAAAGUUAUUAGUGCUUCCUUUUUUAUGCAUUCUUUACCCCAUUUUCUCCCCAAUUGGUAGUUAGAGUCUAGUCUCAUCGCUUCAACUCCCCUAUGGAUUCGGGAGAGGCGAAGGUCGAGCGUCCUCCGAAACAUGACCCUGCCAAGCUGCGCUGCUUCUUGACACACUGCUCGCUUAACCCGGAAGCCAGCCGCACCAACGUGUGGGAGGAAGCACAGUCCAGCUGGUGACCAGAGUCAGCUUGCAGGCACCCGGCCCGCCACAAGGAGUCGCUAGAGCGCGAUGGCCAACCCCUCCCCUAACCCGGACAACGCUGGGCCAAUUGUGCGCCGCCUCAUGGAUCUCCCGGUUACGGCCGGCUGUGAUACAGCCCGGGAUCGAACCCAGGUCUGUAGUGACGCCUCAAGCACAGCAAUGCAGUGCUUUAGAACGCUGCGCCACACGGGAGGCCUUAUUAGUGCUUCCUUAAAUGAAUAAGGAAGAGUAUUCAAUUGCACUGCUUCAGUGAAUACUUCAGUCAGUAUAGGGGCUAGUAUAUCUACUUAAGACCUUCCAGGGUCGGUCAGGUCUUUACAAUUUGGAGGAAUUAAAGUCAUUAGUACUUCCUUAAAUGAAACAGGAAGAGUAUUCAAUUGCACUGCUGCAGUCAAUACUUCAGUCAAUAUAGGGGCUAGUAUAUCUACAUAAGACUUGUAAUACUGUACUGGUAGGCCAUCUAAACCUGGUGAUUUUCCAUUACUUAGCUGGGCAAUAAACUUUCUAACCUCCACCUCUCAAAUGGGUGCAUCCAUACACCCAGCUUGUUCUGAAGAAAUUUCAGGCAAAUUUAAUGCACCAAAAACAUUAUUGUAAUCUGCAUCCACUGAGUUAUCCUCUGACUGGUAUAGACUCUUGUAAAACUCAUAGAAGUCAGUAGCCUACAGAGUAAUAUGAGAAUGCAAUUGCUGAAUUUAUGUUGAUAUUCUAAACUCAUUGUUUUUGAUAACUUUCAAAUGUAGUAACAGGUCCAUGUGGAAUAAACAAACCUUUACAUAAUACAAUAGAAGCAGUGUUCUGCUAUUAUAACAAUGUGCACGUUUCAUCUUUCAUUGUCAUUCCCAGAUUAUCCAUAUACUGUGCUAAUUGGCAUUUUGUCUGGUGGUAAUGGGGCCACUUUGGCAAACAUGUCAGAGUGGUCAUACCUUCCUGGUGUCCUGUAUACAACAGGAUUUCCCCGAUCCUGGUGCAGAAUAAAUUGACUGAUACCAUUAAAUUCAAUAAUAAAAAAAAACAAUACAAGUCAAGAUUGUGUCUAGUAAAAAUGUUAUGCCGAGUGCCAGGUCUCUCUACAUUCAGCGAUAUCAGAAUCAAACCCGUCUGCCAGUCUGGACUUCAUCACAUCAUUUUGCAUCAUUUUUGUGCUGGCUCCAUACAUGUUUCUGUGAACACAUUCACACAUAGUCACCGUUCUAUUACCAAUGGCAGUUAGGAUAGGGAAUAUCUGACACACAAACAGGUACUAUGUUGAAGUUUGAACAGGCCUAAUUCUGUUCUCCCCAUCGACGACCGUUGCUACUCUGUUAAUUAUUUAUGCAUAGUCACUUUAACUCUACCCACAUGUACAUAUUACCUCAACUACCUCAACUAGCCGGUGCCCCCGCACAUUGACUCUGCACCGGUACCCCCCUGUAUAUAUAGCCUCCCUACUGUUAUUUCUUUUAACUUCUGCUCUUUUUUUCUCAACACUUUUUUGUUGUUGUUUUAUUUAACUUUUUUUUAUAAAAUAAUUAAUGCAUUGUUGAUUAAGGGCUGUAAGUAAGCAUUUCACUGUUGUAUUCGGCGCAUGUGGCCAAUAACAUUUUAUUUUAUUUUAUUUGAAGAGGUGAGGCUGGAGGUGGGGUCUUUGCCAGAAACCCAUUGAUGGGCAUAGCAGCGUAGAUCACCUGCUGGACCCUCAUCAAAAAUGCAGGUCGAUCACACACACACACACACACACAAACAGAGCACUGAUUGGAACCAACCUAAUCGCUGCGUUCACCUUUCUAUUUCACUUCAGAUAUCAUAAAAUGUGAAGUAAAAUAGAAUGGUGAACACAGCGAUCAGGCUGGUUCCACCAGCCUAGGCUAUUCCCUCAACAUUAUAUGCAUCUAAGAAGUAGAAAAUAAGCAACAAAUAAUGUCAGUUUACAUAUAUUACGUUUCACAAUUGGGUUAUCAAAUGUAUCAAAGUAAUGAAGUGGGUUACCUUCUGUAUUUGUACAAAUGAUGAGCCUGUGAAAGCUACUGCCGCUGACAGGGAAAGGUUCCUGGCAGGAUACUUGCCAACAUGUGGCUGACUGUUCCAUUCAUAGGAAUGCUCACAGCGAAGGCAUGUCUGCAUGAUGCUGAUGUGGGCCCCCUUGCUGGGCUUUUCUAUGCUGCAAACUCGACAUCUCUCGAACAACUGCAGCAGGCAAUCUUAUGAGGUGGUGUUGACUAGGAGGGCCUGUGACAGGGUGAUAUAAUUGACAACCAAGUGGUAUAUUGCAUUUUGUUCUAAAGAAAGGACAAUGCACUUCACAACCAAAAUGACCCUUUUAGUUGUACCUACUAUUCUAUCAAGCCGGGUAUUUUUUAAUACAUCUUUUCACAUUUCACAUAACACACAUUACCUGUCAUUGUUGAUGAAGCUGUCUGUGUCAUCAGGGAAGUAACUUGCGUCACUAUCAGAGGCCUCAUGAUGCCGUGUCCUUUUCAUAGGAGUCGAGGGAGGUCCAAAAGGCUUCUUAACAGCUUCUACCCCCAAGCCAUAAGACUGCUGAACAGCUAAUCAAAUGGCUACCCCACCCCCCCACCCUUUUUACACUGCUGCUACUCGCUGUUCAUUAUCUGUGCCUAGUCACUUUACCCCUACAUACAUGUACAUAUUACCUCAAUUACCUUGACUAACCUGUACAUUUUACAUUUUAGUGAUUUAGCAGACACUCUUAUCAAGAGCGAUUUACAGUUAGUGAGUGCAUACAUUUUUCAUACUUUUUGGUCAGGUGGGCCUUGAACCCCCGCACAUUGACUCGGUACCGGUACCCUCUGUAUAUAGCCUUGUUAUUGUUAUUUUAUUUUUACUCAUUUAUUUUUUUACUUUAGUUUAUUUAGUAAAUAUUUUAUUAACUCUUAUUUUUCUUAAAACUGCAUUUUUGGUUAAGGGCUUGUAAGUAAGCAUUUCACGGUAAGGUCUACACCUGGUGUAUUCGGCGCAUGUGACAAAUAAAAUGUGAUUUGAUUUGAGACUCUGGCAACAAUGAGGAGGUGUCGCAAGGGUACUUGUGUUGCAUGACACAAUUUGCUUUCGAGAUCUUGCCUGACAAGCUGUGAAAAUAGCAAGUGAACAGUGAAUUAAAUGAUUUUUUGGAGCUCACUAAACGAUUGCAACCACAUUGCUGGACCUGUUAUGAUUCCCACCUUUGCUCCUUCUGGUAGGUCCCGGCACCCAACUGUGCCCUUUGUCUAUCAGAAAAACAGGGCCGACGAUUAUCAUCACCCCUCAAUAAUAAACAUAGCUCGAGAAAUAAACGUCAUCUCGUUUGGAAGCUAUGCUUUACAGACUGGGUCCAGAUUGGAUUAGAUUCAGGUCGAUGACGCUGUUACACUAUGCAAUCAACUGUGACAUGUUUUGCUAUGGCCCUGAAUUGGUUUGAGUUUGUUGCUGCUAGUUAAUACAAUUUUGUAGUCAGACAUGAGUUAGCUAGUAUCACCAUAGCUGCAUCCAAUAUUUAUUUGUGCCCUAGACAUUGGUUGCACCUCAGAGGCUAGUGACUGUUUAGUCUAAAUUACACUAACUUAGAGUGGCAUAGAAAUAUGAUGACAUUGCUAAAGUACGCAAAUAAUUAGCAGGAAACAACUUUGCCAUAUUAUGAUGUUGUCAUAUUUACUUUAGAGAGAUGGCAAUGUUGCCAUUACUGUUACUCGCAAAGUUUUUCAAAAAUAGCUAGCAAUGCUAAUUUCAGCUAGCUAAAAUACAUUGGUCCCCUCAAUCUUAGUUAGCUGGCUAAAGUUAUACUGCAUCUAAAGUCAAUCUGGUGACAUCACAAUCAUGACAAAAGGUUUUCCUCGUAAUGAUUUGCCUUCUUUUUAAAUGUUAUUGUGUUUCCAAGCCAAAUCCGAGUUGUAUUGAGGUAGGCUAAUGUUAGCCAGCUAGCUAGCUAGUUAGGUAGCUAGCUAGCUAGUUGGUAGCUAGCUAGCUAACUAAAGUCAGCUAUUCUAGUGAUAAUAGUGAUAAUAAUGAUUAUCAAAAUACAGUGAGGGAAAAAAGUAUUUGAUCCCCUGCUGAUUUUGUACGUUUGCCCACUGACAAAGAUCAGUCUAUAAUUUUAAUGGUAGGUUUAUUUGAACAGUGAGAGACAGAAUAACAACAAAAAUAUCCAGAAAAAUGCAUGUCAAAAACGUUAUAAAUUGAUUUGCAUUUUAAUGAGGGAAAUAAGUAUUUGACCCCCCCUCAAUCAGAAAGAUUUCUGGCUUCCAGGUGUCUUUUAUACAGGUAACGAGCUGAGAUUAGGAGCACACUAUUAAAGGGAGUGCUCCUAAUCUCAGCUUGUUACCUGUAUAAAAGACACCUGUCCACAGAAGCAAUCAAUCAAUCAGAAUCCAAACUCUCCACCAUGACCAAGACCAAAUAGCUCUCCAAGGAUGUCAGGGACAAGAUUGUAGACCUACACAAGGCUGGAAUGGGCUACAAGACCAUCGCCAAGCAGCUUGGUGAGAAGGUGACAACAGUUGGUGUGAUUUUUCACAAAUGGAAGAAACACAAAAGAACUGUCAAUCUCCCUCGGCCUGAGGCUCCAUGCACGCCGGGCGGGAGGAGGGGAGCCGGAGGAGGGCUAGAACUCCUCCGAACGGUCCGAGUGAACGUCCUCAUCCUCGGAGGAAGCCGGAGGGCCGUGGUCGGGAGAUGGGACAGGUCCCGAGACAGGAUCAGGCACAGGACAGGAAGCCGAGCGGGCCGGACGGUUAGGGACCCCUCUGGGGCGGCCCCUACGGAUUGCAGGUUGAUCAGGAUGCCGUUGGUGGAAAGCGGUGAUGAGAGUCCUAUCCACAAUCCGACUAGCUGGCACCCAGGUCCUUUCCUCAGGUCCAUAGCCCUCCCAGUCAAUGAGGUACUGGAGACCCCUACCCCUCCGUCUGGACCGAAGCAGGCGGCGGACGGUGUAAACCAGACCACCAUCGACGAGCCGUGGAGGAGGAGGACCAGGCGCAGCAGGGACCAGCGGACUCUCAUGGAUGGGCUUAAUCUUAGACACAUGGAAAGUGGGGUGCACCCUCAGGGAAUUAGGCAGUUGGAGCCGGACAGCAGUUGGGCUAAUCACUCUUAUGAUAGGGAAUGGGCCAAUGAACCGAGGUGCCAGCUUCUGCGACUCCACCCUGAGUGGCAGGUUCUUCGAUGACAACCACACCCUUUGACCAACAUGGUAGGUGGGAGCAGGAAUUCUCCGACGGUUGGCCCCGGUAGUGUAGCUGGCAACGGAUCUGAGGAGUGUGGCUCGGGCUUGUGACCAGGUGCGGCGACAUCGACGGGCAAAAGCAAGUGCAGAUGGGCAAGUAACCUCCUCCUCCUGGCUGGCAAAUAGAGGAGGCUGGUAUCCAUAAACACAUUGGAAAGGGGACAUACCGAUGGCAGAGCAGGUCAGAGAAUUGUGUGCGUACUCCACCCAUGUCAAUUGCUGCGACCAGGAGUGGGGGUUGCGUGAAGUCAUGCAUCGCAGUGCCUUCUCGAGCUCCUGAUUAGCCCGCUCUGACUGCCCAUUGGAUUGGGGAUGGAAUCCGGAAGUCAGACUGACUGUGGCUCCCAGCAGGUGACAGAACUCCUUCCAAAAAGCGGAGGAGAAUUGUGGACCACGGUCAGAAACUACAUCCCUUGGCAGUCCGUGGAUCCGGAAGACGUGUUCCAGGACCACCUGGGCGGUCUCCUUGGCGGUUGGGAGCUUGGGGAGGGGAAUGAAGUGUGCCAUCUUGCUGAAACGGUCAACGAUGGUGAGAAUGACGGUCAUGCCACUUGAAGGGGGCAGCCCCGUGACAAAGUCAAGGGCGAUGUGAGACCAGGGACGUCUGGGCACAGGCAGGGGCUGCAGCAAUCCGGCUGGGGGCUGGCAGGACGACUUGUGUUGGUUGCAGAUGGGGCAGGCUUGGACGAAUUCCCGUACAUCCUUCCUCAGAGAUGGCCACCAGAACCUCUGGGCGAGCAGGUUGUAAGUGCGGGUGGAGCCAGGGUGACAAGCUAGGCGGGAGUCAUGUCCCCACUGAACGACCUGGGACCUCAGGUCUUCGGGGACAAAAAGGCGGUCAGCUGGGCAAGUGCUGGGACCUGGCUGGUUACGGAGAGCCUCCAGCACCUGUUCCUCAACAGCCCAGGUCAGAGCUGCAACGAUGCAGGGACUUGGCAGAAUCGACACAGGGUCCUUGGAGGGGGUGUCAUCCUUCUGGAAUUGACGGGAGAGGGCGUCUGGCUUGGUGUUGCGUGAUCCAGGCCGGUAUGACAGAGUGAAAUUAAACCUGGUGAAGAACAGGGCCCAGCGGGACUGCCUGGAGUUCAACCGUUUGGCCGUGCGGAUGUACUCCAAGUUCUUAUGAUCGGUCCAAACGAGAAAUGGAAUGGUGGACCCCUCCAGCCAGUGACGCCACUCCUCCAAGGCAAGCUUCACAGCCAGCAGCUCACGGUUCCCUAUGUCGUAAUUGCACUCAGAGGGGGACAACCGACGUGAGAAAAAGGCACAGGGAUGGAGCUUCCUAUCCUCCGCAGCCCACUGAGAAAUCACAGCACCAACUCCCACAUCCGAGGCGUCCACCUCCACAAUGAAUUGCCGGUCCACAUCAGGCAUCUGGAGGAUGGGAGCGGAGGUGAACCUCACCUUGAGGGUACUGAAGGCCUUGUCGGCUGCUGGGGUCCAGGUGAAGGGUUGCUUGGUGCUGGUUAGAGCAGUGAGAGGGGCAGCAACGGUACUGUAGUUCCGGAUAAACUUCCUAUAGAAGUUAGCAAACCCCAGAAACUGUUGCAGCUUCUUUCUGUUCUCCGGAACUGGCCAUGAAGUGACUGCUGAUACUUUGGCAGGAUCCAUUUGGAUACUUCCCUCUGCCACUAUGUACCCCAGGAAGGCCACUGUCUUGACGUGAAACUCACAUUUCUCUGCCUUGGCGUAGAGGGAAUUCUCCAGAAGACGAUGAAGGACUUGCUGGACAUGGCGGGUGUGUUCAGACAGGUUUCUGGAGUAGAUUAAGAUGUCAUCCAGGUAAACGAAGACAAACUUGUUUAACAUGUCCCGCAGUACAUCAUUCACUAGAGCCUGGAACACAGCAGGAGCAUUGGUGAGGCCAAAAGGCAUAACCAGAUACUCGUAGUGGCCUGUUGGUGUAUUGAAUGCGGUUUUCCAUUCAUCUCCCUCCCGGAUCCGCACUAGGUGGUAAGCGUUUCUGAGAUCCAACUUGGUAAAAACAGUGGCUCCCUGGAGCAACUCAAAAGCAGAGGUGAGCAGAGGCAGAGGGUAACGGUUUUUCACUGUGAUGUCGUUGAGUCCCCUGUAGUCGAUGCAGGGGCGAAGAGAUCCGUCCUUCUUCCCCACAAAGAAGAAGCCAGCACCAGCAGGAGAUGAAGAUGAACGGAUUAAUCCUGCGGACAGAGAGCCAUUGAUGUAGUCCUCCAUGGACUUUCUUUCAGGAGCAGACAACGAAUAAAGACGACCCCUUGGAGGAGCUGUUCCAGGGAGGAGGUCGAUGGCACAGUCGUACGGUCGGUGAGGGGGCAGAGAUGUGGCUCUUGCUUUGUUAAACACCUCUCUGAGACCAUGGUAGCAUUCUGGGACAUUGGAGAGGUCAGGAGCGGAGUUAGUAGGUACUGGCCGAGGGGGUAGUGCGGCAGCAAGCAGGCAGGUUCGGUGGCAGUCCUCUCCCCACUCCCUGAUCACCCCGGUCACCCAGUCGAGCUGAGGGUUGUGCCGGCGGAGCCAUGGGUAACCCAGGAUGAGGGGUUGGCCUGGAGAGGGGAGCAGGUGAAACUGGAUAGUUUCUUGAUGGUUUCCGGACAGACCCAUCGAGACCGGAGCCGUGACAUGAGUGACCGAUCCGAGUAAGUGUCCGUCCAGUGCCCGGGCAGGAAUAGGAGGUGUCAAACGGAGGUUCUCCAGUCCCAGUUGGCGUGCCAGCUUGAUGUCCAUUAUGUUGGCUUCGGCGCCAGAAUCCACCAGAGCAGCCAGGGUGUGAGUUGAGUCAGAGAGGCGGAGGUGAACUUGCAGCAGGGGUUUGCGGUCGGAGGACUGGAUGGUCAUAGAACUCAACCGGACUCCCCCUAUGCCCGGUGAGCUUCGGCCCUUUAAAGGGCAGGUUACCACACGAUGUCCAUCACCUCCACAAUAGAGGCAGAGGUUUGAGGUGAAGCGGCGCUGGCGCUCUGCAGGAGUGAGGGAGGCUCGCCCAAUCUCCAUAGGCUCAGACUGAUCAAGCUGACCUGGGUGAGUGGCAGUAGAUGACAGGAGCCCAGUCGGAUCUCUCCGAAUGCCGGUAGUAGGUGGACCUUGGCGCCCCCUCUCACGACGACGGGUCUGUAUCCUUCUGUCGAUCCUGACAGUCAGUGCGAUGGCUUCAUCAAGAGUGGAAGGCAGUUCAUGGGAGACCAACUCGUCCUUGAUAUAGUCAGCCAAACUAUGGAAGAACGCGUCCACCAACGAUGGUGUGUUCCAAGAACUUCGUCUAGCCAGGGUUCGGAAGUCGAUGGAAUGGUCUGCGACUGUACGUCUGCCUUGUCGAAUACUGAACAGUUCACGAGACGCCUCUGCGGUGGGUGAAUCCAGGUCAAACACCUUCAGCAUCUCCUCAGCAAACAGGUCGAAGGUUGCACAUGCGGGGGUUUGACGUUCGAACUCUGCUGUUCCCCAGAGUCGAGCUCGGCCCGUCAGGUGAGUGAUGGCAUACCCAACUUUAGCCCCCUCCGUGGCGAAGGUCCUUGGCUGCAAGGAGAACUGAAGUCGGCAGCUAGUCAGGAAUGGCCGGACCUGGGUUGAAUCGCCGUUGAACCGCUCGGGGUUUCCAAUCUUGGGUUCCGGAGCAGCGGCUGCAAUGACCGGGGCAGGUAACUCGGGGGCUGGGCUGGUGGGCAGACUGGCUGGGGUAAGGUUGGUGAGGAGUUGAAUGAUCAUGGCGAGUUGUUGUUGCUGCUGCUGGAACUGCUGCUCAUGCUCAUCGGUUUCCAUGUCGGGGAAAGUGUGCGCUGAGUCCAUAAUGGUCAGAUCGUACUGUCACGGUUCAGACAGACGACCAGAGGACCACAAUUGCGUCACACCAGAAAGUUUAUUAAACUUAAGGGAAAAGGGAAGUAGGGAGUGAAUGAAGGCUCCAGGGGUAACAGGGAUCCCGUCCAAUGCGCUGGGUCUGUGCCCCCCCCAGUGGCAGCGAUGCGUCCUAUGAAGCCGGUGGUGGGUGGUCCAGAAGUCCUGGGGGGGGGAGACACAGACACAACAGGGCGGAAUGAAACCAGGCAGCAGUACAGUUCAAGGGAAAUCCAAAAUACGUAGUAGCAAGGCAGAAGGCUGGUCAGAGUUACCGGGAUUGAAGAGUAGUCAGGAGUCGUAAUGGCAGAAGCAGGUCUGGAUCUCCUGAGGCAGAAGAGUAUCCAAAAAACAGGCAGGUCCGGGGUCACAAAACCAGGGUGAGCCAGAAGCGCGAGCAAACAGGUUCCGGGUGUGAGCUUUGCAGACGAUCUGACACCGGAGAGCUGAAAGACAGGGCCUUAAAUACUGGGAGAGGUAGUGGGUAAUGCAGCGCAGCUGGCAGAGUAAUUAGAGCAGAGCAGAGCAGGGACAGGUGGAGCUAGUUAGGCUGAGUAGAGAGAGUGGUGAGCAGAGUGGAAGAAAAUUAAGGUGGUAACCCGGUGGAGUGAGAGGCCCAUGACAAGUAACACACUACGCCGUGAAGGACUGAAAUCCUGCAGCGCCCGCAAGGUCCCCCUGCUCAAGAAAGCACAUAUACAGGGCCGUCUAAAGUUUGCCAAUUAACAUCUGAAUGAUUCAGAGGAGAACUGGGUGAAAGUGUUGUGGUCAGAUGAAACCAAAAUCGAGCUCUUUGGCAUCAACUCAACUUGCCAUGUUUGGAGGAGGAGGAAUGCUGCCUAUGACCCCAAGAACACCAUCCCCACCGUCAAACAUGGAGGUGGAAACAUUAUGCUUUGGGGGUGUUUUUCUGCUAAGGGGACAGGACAACUUCACUGAAUCAAAGGGACGAUGGACGGGGCCAUGUACCGUCAAAUCUCGGGUGAGAACCUCCUUCCCUCAGCCAGGGCAUUAAAAAUGGGUCAUGGAUGUGUAUUCCAGCAUGACAAUGACCCAAAAUACACCGCCAAGGCAACAAAGGAGUGGCUCAAGAAGAAGCACAUUAAGGUCCUGGAGUGGCCUAGCCAGUCUCCAGACCUUAAUCCCAUAGAAAAUCUGUGGAGGGAGCUGAAGGUUCGAGUUACCAAAUGUCAGCCUCGAAACCUUAAUGACUUGGAGAAGAUCUGCAAACAGGAGUGGAACAAAAUCCCUCCUGAGAUGUGUGCAAACCUGGUGGCCAACUACAAGAAACGUCUGACCUCUGUGAUUGCCAACAAGGGUUUUGCCACCAAGUACUAAGUCAUGUUUUGCAGAGGGGUCAAAUACUUAUUUCCCUCAUUAAAAUGCAAAUCAAUUUAUAACAUUUUUUACAUGCGUUUUUCUGGAUUUUUUUUUUGUUAUUCUGUCUCUCACUGUUCAAAUAAACCUACCAUUAAAAUUAUAGACUGAUCAUGUCUUUGUCAGUGGGCAAACAUACAAAAUCAGCAGGGGAUCAAAUACUUUUUUCCCUCACUGUAUAUAUAAGCAGAUACAUGACCAGCAGUCUGUGGUCUAUCUACCGGUAUACUCACCACUUCUGGGGACCAACGAACUCCUACCAUAUUCCGCAUGAUGAUAGAGUCCGUUCGGCUGGGCAUGCAAACCAUAGCUGUUGGCUGUGCAUCCUGGUGGAAGCAUGCAUUGCAUGGUCAAUCUGUAUAGGGCUUUUCAGUCUCAAACGGCAGUGAUCUUUGAACGCGUUGGUUGAGGGCGAUGAAACAUUGGAGCCCCCUUCAAUGAAGAGAAGCGUAGUGGGCAGAGGGGCAAUUUGCCCAUGGAGCUUGGCAAAAGGGGGCAUGAUUUGUUGAUAUAAUUGUAAUCCAAACCCAACCUUUUCCAAACUCCUUUUUAGACAAGACAGACUUUAUGACCAAAAUUAUUCUAUUUACACUUUGUAGUCAAUUUUGACACUAGAAUAAAUGUUUCUGACUCAUAUCGAUGCCACAUAGUCCGUUUUCAAAGAGAUGUGUUGUUUUUUAGUGGCAGUCGCUCUUUAAAAGCAACUUGGCAUCGAAGAAAGCACCGGCACCACAACGAAAUCAGUGGGAUCUCGCAAUUUGCAAAAAAAUUAAAAAGGGCGCGAUCAAACUAAGCUUCGGACAUCAUUGAUCACAUGGUAAAUGUUACUUUGAAACUAUCAGUCUAUGCUAUGAAACGAGCAACCUGUUUUUAUUUUUAAAAAACCUUUACAAAAGAUGAAACUGAACAGUCUAUGCUUAUCGAAACUCAUUAUUUAAAAGUUAGAAACACAAUGUAGCCAGUGUUCCAAAGAAAACGAUUUUUUAAAAUGUUUUUAUCUAGACUGGGCUUCGAUCCUGUGCCUCCACAAGACGAGAGACUCACUCGCCGCUGGGCUGUGCCACCAUCAAGUAAGAAAGGGAGAAUAAUAUUUUGACUAAGUCUGUAAGUAGUGUACAGCAGAGGUAUACGUUUGGGAAGCUACUGACUGAGGGAUCAAACAAAACGUUGUAUAUCCUUUAUCACGUGUUAACUGCUUAUCAACUUUGCUUUGGGUUUGAAUUAAACUUUUCCAACUCACUCUUAAAUAUUAACAAAAAACUUUGGAUCCAUAAUUUGAUAAUGACCAUAAACAACUAUUAAAGCUGUUUAAUUUACAAUCACUUUUUGAGAAAGAAAAAAUAUCUAAAUAGGCUUUCUCAAGAUUCAGUACUAGUGUGCUACGAUUUCAGGAUAGAUUCCUUUGCUGUGUGGCUCUAUGCCCUGAGAUAUCUUUCCAUCUGCUAAGAAGGUGAAAUAUCUAGAGAGAAAUCUUCCAGCAGAGGUCGGGGCUCUCAGUUCCGAGUUCCGACACUUGUCAGAUGGUAGUGUGACAUCCGAAGCUUCGAACGUCAUCAUCACGUGGUAUUGUUACUUUGAUACAAGCAUCGAUACAUUGUGUCGAAUCAGUAGUGCUUUGAAAACUGCAUCGGCGUGACGGAGCUCCGGUAUCAAUCAUCCCAUCACUACUUUUAGUGUUUGUCCAGUGAGUUUCCUCAAUGAGAAAUCCCCUCAAAUAUUUUGUUUUCAAAGAUAAUAAAACAAAAGAUUAUAAAACAAAAACACUGUAGUAAAUACUACAGCACGGGUUGGAACCUAAAUUAUUUUCCAAUCGUUUAGUUCUGAACAGAACCAUUAUUUUUUUAAAUUCCGUUCCACUGGCACGAAAAAAAUGUCUGGAACGUAAAUAACGAUAUUAACCGGUUCCCAUGAUUUUAAUAAUACCGGUUCUGUUCUGGAAAGUAUCGAUCACUUUCUUAGUUGCUACAUAGAUUUUUGGACUUAUAAAUGAAUAAUAUAUUCCCAUUGAUUCUAGAAGAAUAUAAUUUAUGAAUGGGUCAUGAGAUUAGAUCAACUCUCGUACCCCAUCAGAACCCAAAUAUAAGCUUGUUUUACUCCAAUGUUUGUACACAACGUAAACAUAAACAAACACUGUAUAGCUUCAAAACAUGGACAACUAUAAUUUAGAUAUUAUGGAUGGUCAGUCCUUGCAUCCAUAGCUCUGUCUAUGAAUUUGAGAGUGGCUGCACUUCUCCAGGCCCAUCCCUCAGCAUUGUUAUUGUUAAAACUGCAGAGUCUAGCUUUAAGCACUAUUGCUUAUAACCACUUAUACUUUUUAUGAAAACAGCAGUCGGUUUCCCGGACACAGAUAUAGUACUGAACUAAAAAGUAUGCUCAAUGGAGAUUUUCCAUUGAUAGUCUAGGACUAGACUUAAUCUGUGUCCGGGAAAGCGGCUCUAUGUCUUUGAAACUAGAUCUAGUUGAAUCAGUUUCAUAACAAUGUUUUGCUGUUCGAUAAAAAGAAGAUGCAAUAAUCAGUGUGACAUCCAUAACUCAGUGCAGGUGAGCAGAGAGCCUAUGGACAAGGCUGUCAGAUCCUCUUAGGAGAGAGAGAGAACAAAAGUUAAUGGAUACACUGACACCCAUCUCCCUGUUGAUUAUGUACCCCCUCCCCCCAUCCACCACACACACACACACACACACACACACACACGCACGCACGCACACACACGAAGCACUCUCACUCUCUCGCUCUCUCCCUCUCUCUGUCACUCACACCACCAUCCUUCCCCUAUCCAGGUGCAGAGGACAGAGAAGCGAGGGAGGGGGGGAGUGUGACUAGAUGUGAGAGGACAGGAAGGAAGAGCGGGUGUAUGAGCGUCUCUGUACUGACCCUAAUAACAGGUUUUCAACAACACCAUAGACUCUACCAGGACAGGCUAAUGAAGGAUUAACUGCCUGCUCAUCUCCACACAAUGACAGACAAUAUAAAUAUCACCUGCCAGCUUCAUGAGAUAGUCACCUGGAAUACAUUUCAAUUAACAUGUGUGCCUUCUUAAAAGUUAAUUUCAGGUGAAGCUGGUUGAGAGAAUGCCAAGAGUGUGCAAAGCUGUCAUCAAGGCAAAGGGUGGCUAUUUGAAGAAUCACAAAUAUAAAAUAUAUUUUGAUUUGUUUAACACUUUUUUGGUUACUACAUAUAUUCCAUAUGUGUUAUUUCAUAGUUUUGAUGUCUUCACUAUUAUUCUACAAUGUAAUAGAUAAUAAACGGAGUAGCAGCUGCGUAAAAGCUGGGGUGGGGUGGGGAAGACAAUGCAAAUAGUCCGGGUAGCCAUGAUUAGCUGUUCAGGAGUCUUAUGGCUUGGGGGUAGAAGCUUUAAGAAGCAAUUUGACAGAAUCAUUAUAUCAUUUGUUUUGGUACUGUCCAUUUGUAGCUUGUUUUUGGACACAUGUCCAGGAAUGGCUAAAGGAUUGCAAUAUUUACCUGGAGCUAACCCUGCAGAUAGCAUUACUGGGUGAUCUGAAAAGUCAGUCAAUCGAUCAAUAAUAUAAUUAUACUUUUAGCAAAAAUGUUUAUUUUCAAUUUACAAUCUGUAGAAACAAUGAGAAUAGAAAGGUUCAGAACUUUUGUAAAACAUCACAGUACAGUUCUACAUGGCAAAUAGAAAUCCAAUAUGGGUGAUGUUAAGAGAUAGAUGGGUGGUGUUGAAUGGAGUUGAAGGAUGGGACUAAUAACAACUAAUAACAAUAAAGUAACUAAUAGUGUAAGCAUACUGUGUCCAUAAUAAGUAUAUAGGUUGAGAGCUCUUGUGAAAGAGCACAGUUAGAAAGAUAUGGCAUAUAGAAGCAAACUGGAUGGACAUCAUGAAAAUGAUCGGAGAGGUUGAGGGUAGAGGAAGUUCAGGAGUAAAAACAAACAAAAUAGAAUUAUUGUAAAAUUGACUGUGUCCAUAAAAUGUAUAUAGUAUGUAUAAGCUGGAAGUAGAGGCCUAAGCAUUGUUGUUCACUAGUUUACUCCAAUUAGGGAACACACCAAGACAUCGUGAAGAGGGCACGACAAAGCCUAUUCCCCCUCAGGAGACAAAAAAGAUUUGGCAUGGGUCCUCAGAUCCUCAAAAGGUUAUACAGCUGCACCAUCGAGAGCAUCCUGACUGGUUGCAUCACUGCCUGGUAUGGCAACAGCUCGGCCUCUGACCGCAAGGCACUACAGAGGGUAGUGUGUAUGGCCCAGUACAUCACUGGGGCCAAGCUUCUUGCCAUCCAGGACCUCUAUACAAGGCGGUGUCAGAGGAAGGCCCUAAAAAUUGUCAAAGACUCCAGCCACCCUAGUCAUAGACUGUUCUCUCUGCUACCGCAUGGCAAGUGGUACCAGAGUGCCAAGUGUAGGUUCAAAUUGCUUCUUUUUUUUCUCUCUUUAGGGGGUAGAUCAGCUUUAAUAUUGCAGAUAGAUUGUAACUUCCAUUAAUGUAAUUGUCUGCAUCACUUCCAAUCCCCCAUAUGUUUUUUUUUUCUCGCAAAUGUAUAUAUAUACAGUGGGGGGAAAAAGUAUUUAGUCAGCCACCAAUUGUGAAAAAGUGUGAAACACUUUUUAAGUAGGAGAACUUGCACAAUUGGUGGCUGACUAAAUACUUUUUUCCCCCACUGUAUAUAUAUACAGUGAGGGAAAAAAGUAUUUGAUCCCCUGCUGAUUUUGUACGUUUGCCCACUGACAAAGACAUGAUCAGUCUAUAAUUUAAUGGUAGGUUUAUUUGUACAGUGAAAAACAGAAUAACAACAAAAAAAUCCAGAAAAAAAUGUCAAAAUGUUAUGAAUUGAUUAGCAUUUUAAUGAGGAAAAUAAUUAUUUGACCCCUCUGCAAAACAUGACUUAGUACUUGGUGGCAAAACCCUUGUUGGCAAUCACAGAGGUCAGACGUUUCUUGUAGUUGACCACCAGGUUUGCACACAUCUCAGGAGGGAUUUUGUCCCACUCCUCUUUACAGAUCUUCUCCAAGUCAUUAAGGUUUCGAGACUGACGUUUGGCAACUCGAACCUUCAGCUCCCUCCACAGAUUUUCUAUGGGAUUAAGGUCUGGAGACUGGCUAGGCCACUCCAGGACCUUAAUGUGCUUCUUCUUGACCCACUCCUUUGUUGCCUUGGCGGUGAGUUUUGGGUCAUUGUCAUGCUGGAAUACACAUCCAUGACCCAUUUUCAAUGCCCUGGCUGAGGGAAGGAGGUUCUCACCCGAGAUUUGACGGUACAUGGCCCCGUCCAUCGUCCCUUUGAUUCAGUGAAGUUGUCCUGUCCCCUUAGAAGAAAAACACCCCCAAAGCAUAAUGUUUCCACCUCCAUGUUUGAAGGUGGGGAUGGUGUUCUUGGGGUCAUAGAGAGCAUUCCUACUCCUCCAAACACGGCGAGUUGAGUUGAUGCCAAAGAGCUCGAUUUUGGUCUCAUCUGACCAAAACACUUUCACCCAGUUCUCCUCUGAAUCAUUCAGAUGUUCAUUGGCAAACUUCAGACGGGCCUGUAUAUGUGCUUUCUUGAGCAGGGGGACCUUGCGGGCACUGCAGGAUUUCAGUCCUUCGCGGCGUAGUGUGUUACCAAUUGUUUUCUUGGUGAAUAUGGUCCCAGCUGCCUUGAGAUCAUUGACAAGAUCCUCCCGUGUAGUUCUGGGCUGAUUCCUCACCGUUCUCAUGAUCAUUGCAACUCCACGAGGUGAGACCUUGCAUGGAGCCCCAGGCCGAGGGAGAUUGACAGUUAUUUUGUGUUUCUUCCAUUUGCGAAUAAUCGCACCAACUGUUGUCACCUUCUCACCAAGCUGCUUGGCGAUGGUCUUGUAGCCCAUUCCAGCCUUGUGUAGGUCUACAAUCUUGUCCCUGACAUCCUUGGAGAGCUCUUUGGUCUUGGCCAUGGUGGAGAGUUUGGAAUCUGAUUGAUUGAUUGCUUCUGUGGACAGGUGUCUUUUAUACAGGUAACAAACGGAGAUUAGGAGCACUCCCUUUAAGAGUGUGCUCCUAAUCUCACCUCGUUACCUGUAUAAAAGACACCUGGGAGCCAGAAAUCUUUCUGAUUGAGGGGGGGUCAAAUACUUACUUCCCUCAUUAAAAUGCAAAUCAAUUUAUAACAUUUUUGACAUGCGUUUUUCUGGAUUAUUUUGCUGUUAUUCCGUCUCUCACUGUUCAAAUAAACCUACCAUUAAAAUUAUAGACUGAUCAUUUCUUUGUCAGUGGGCAAACGUACAAAAUCAGCAGGGGAUCAAAUACUUUUUUCCCUCACUGUAAUUGGAAUAAAGGAGGAUUUACUUGUCAGUUCAAUAAAGCAUAGAUUCUGCAUUACUGACUAAAAUUGAGAUUUUCUGAUUAUAGUUCAACUAUGGUUAUGGGUUGUGUAGAUUGAUAGAACAGUCAGUGUUGAUUUUGUGAUGUAAGACUGGGAUUUAGUAGUUUGCGGGAUUCGAAUUGAACGACUCACUUACUCAACAGGAAUAGUGGGAGAAGUAAGAAAGUAAUUUUUUGUGUUGCCUAAUGAGUUGAUAGUUUAAAAACUACUGAGAAUAGAGUUGUAAUGUGGACUAUUGAAUUGAAUAUGGAUAUGAAUUAAUUGUAUGCUUGUCAACUAUAACAAGUAUUUGUUUUAUUAAUUAAAGCCUAAUCAGAAAGGACAGUUACAUAAAUGUAAUAGUGGACUGGCAAUUGCGAUAGAGCUGUGGCCAUGAUUUGAAUUAAUAACAAAGGAAAGCAAUUUAAUAGGGAAUUUAGAAUUUCAACUGUGAAUUGUUUGGGUAGACUGAAAGGAAAGUAAUGUCUUUUAGUGAGUCAUAAUUAUGAAAGAGUGGUGGUUGGUGAAUAGAGUGGUGGUUUGUGAAUAAAGAGUGGUGGUUUGUGAAUAGACUUUACUAAUGCCAUGUUCUAGUUCGCGGGUAAAAGAGAGUAAGUCCAGCGAGUACGAAUCGAGCUUUAAGAGACAUUUGAAGCAGAAGUCUGAAUAGUUGAAUGGAAAACAUUUCUUUGACAAAUUCAAAUUGUUAUUACUUUAUUCUAUAGUUUGCGUAACACCAGUGACGUAUGCAAAUAGUUAAUGAAUUCUAAAACGAUAAUUUGUUUUCGUUACAUGGACCAGUGGAGUGUAGGUAGUUUGAACUAUUAUGCUGAUGGGAUAGCACCAACUUUAUGUAGGUUCUAGAUUUGCUAAACAACAAGUUUGUAUUUUAAACUAAAUCAAUGCUACAAUUAUAACAUUAUCAGAAAAAGGCACAAUCUAAUGCGAAACAGUUAUUACAUAUGUCAUUGAUCCAGUAAUCAUACAAGGAUAAGAAGAAUAUUAAAAGAAAGGCAAGGGAUAAAAUCUCAUUUUUGGAAAGAAGAAGAGUAUGAAGAGAUAUUAGGAAGAAGAAUACCAUUAACUGAGGAAUAUAAAAGCUUUUAGCUGAGAAAGCUAACAGAAAUAAUGUACCUUGCAUCCUAAUAUAAACACUGAACCAAACAUAAGAUUAGCAACAGAAAAGGCCAACAAUACAAGGAGUAGGGAUGGCAGGAACAGCAGUAGCAAGCAUGAAGAGAAGGUUCCCAGAAUAUAGUGAAGAGAUUGGUAAAAUCUCUGAUAAAUAGGAAAAAAGAACCAGGAAACUAGCAGCAAAAUGGCCAAAGGAGGGCACAUUUGAUGUAACAGUGUGUGAGGAAAUGGAUACCCUAAUAAAGAACUAUAACACAAGAGAGAAAGGGGAGAAAAGAGAGAAGAAGAGAGAGAAAGAGAGAGAAAUCUUGAAAAUAUUCUGUGAGGAAGGAAAGAGUUGGAGGGACUGCAUAGCCAAGGCUAGGAGGAUAAUAAUGGAGAGGGAGAGUGAACCGAAAAAGGCUGGCUUGACUAUACCACCACCAUACACACAGUAUUCUCAGGUCACAGGUCUAUUCUCAAUAAUAGGGAAUUUAGAGAUAGAAGAAGAAAAAGGGAAGCAACAGUUUUCCACACCAAAAAUUUAGAGAUAGACUAUUAGGGAGGGCUGAGGGGCAUGCUAACGAAACUGGAAAAUUAUGGGAUAGAUGAACAAGAGAAUGGUGGGCAAAAAGAGUGGGAUGAUGCAAGUAAGGAGGAGGAUGAGGAACUAAAACAGUGGGCUGACUCUGAGCAAGAACAGAGUGAGACAGAGGGACGAUUAUCACAGCAAGGAGCCACAGGAGGCAAAACUAUAGUAACAGAAUUAGGUGAGGCACUGCAAGCCCAUCUGGAAAAAUCUAAUUUAAGAAGCAGAAGGACAAUAAAAAAGCCAGAAAAGUAUGGAGCCCAAUAUUCCAUUUUGGUAAAGGGGACACAGGUUCACUAUGUGCCCUGGGGAUCGCAGGACCUGGAAGGCCUGGUGACUAGACUGCCUAACCUGCAUGAAGGAGCAGGGAAAUGGAUUAGAACAUUUGAAGAACAAACGAUGGGGAAGCUACUGGCGGUGGGAGACUUGAAGGCAUUGCUGGCCAGGGUGGUGGGAGUGGCAAAAAUGGAGGGCCUGUUGCAGGUGGGUGGCCUCAUGCAGGCGGUGCGGAGGACGGUACUGGAUGGAGUGGCCUUUGACAAUUAUAGGCCAUGACUAUGGCACACUCUGAGAAUAGAGUAUCCAGCCAAAAUAGACCCUAAAGCACUAAGAGGGGAGCCAUUGGGGGAUACAGAAAACCUGGCAGGUUACCUGGAGGACCAACUCAAGAGGUGGCGACAAGAAACAGAAAGAGAUCCAGAGGGGGAUCCACUGAUGACAACACUGUUCAGGACAUCAUUGAUGGAAGCAAUGCCAACGCCAGUCAGAAGCAGACUAGAAGAUGUGGUGGGACUAACGUCAAAGUCACACAAAGAGUUCUGCGACUAUGUUAUCCACGCAGUGGAGAAAUACAGGAAGGACAAAGAGAAACUGACAGAGCAAGGGAGAGACAUUCAAAGAAAACCGACACAGAUGCAGCUGGAAGAGCUGACGAAAGGAAAAAAAGAAAACACAAGCCCCAGUGAUCACUCCAGCACCGCCUGAAGAGGGCAUCAUGGCACCUGUCAUCCAGGGAGGUCAACAACCAUCGGCUCAGCAGCAAGGCCAAAGAGUUCCUGCCUUACCAAUAGUGAAUGUGUAUACACACCAAUCCCCUGGGCAGUGGCAAAACAGAGGAAAUGGAAACAGACCAAGGAAUCAAUGGUACCGACCACAGCAGCAGACACACCAGAAUGGUGGACCAAGAAGACCAGGUGUCUGCUGGAGGUGCAAUCAAUCAGGACAUACAAGAAGGAAUUGUCCCACCUAGCCGUGGUGGCCUAGGCAACCACAACAGGGUAAUUGGCAAGGAAAUGGGCCCAGCUUAGCUGAAUGGCAGCAGUCUCAGACACAGGCUCCACAGGGCCCAGUGAACCCGUGGGGAGGACCAAAUCAUGGAUACUAGGGAUGCCCAGGGAAUCCUGAAGGGGAGGGUCAGCUAGUGGCAGUAACUAUGCAGGCUGAUGAAGAACCUAUGCUGCAGGUUCAGGUGAAUAAUAGGCACCCCAAGGAUGAUAGAUACUGGAGCAACUUAUGUAGGCAAAUAUGCACAGACAACAGAAUUUUCAUGACAAAUGCAGUUAAUACAUAUGACAGUUCCAGUAAAAUAAGAAGCAGGAAAAAGCUACAUGUAUACCUAUAUUAGUAUCAGAACAAACUCCAGUUACUCUAUUAGGAAGAGAUGCACUGUGUAGAAUGGAGGUCCAAAUUAAAUGCAUAUCAGAGAGACUAAUAAUAGUUCAGGAAGGGGUAUGUCCACAGAAGAUGAUGGACCAGACCAUCAUCACAUGAGUAAACUAUUUUGGUAGAAGAGGGGCCACAGGGCAUGUGGGAAAGUGCAACCACCGAGGCAAGAAAUAGCAUUUUUGGGGAUUUGAGUUUUCGAAGUCACAAAGCAUGUUGGGCGUGAUCAAGUGGGAGCAGUGUGACUUGGGAAAAGCCUAGGGGUUUUAAUCUCAUGAGACUUUAUUUCGUUUUCUGUGCACUGAAUUGUGGAAUUCACCGGGGAAGGGAGCAGUCACGAGUGAUGUUCUUGAGGGUUUUCUGAGUGGGGGGAUCAGGAGAUGUGGACUGGUAAAUUCAAUAGAGAAUGAGAAUUUCGAAUUUGAAUUGUUUGGACUGGUUAAGAGGUAUCAAAAUGGGGGGUCCCGAGACCAUUAAAAGGCCUGGCCAUUUUUGUUUGUUGUUUUACUACAUGUUUUUCAAAUAACCACAAACAACCCACUUAGUAUGAAAUGUUAGCUGUAUAGGAUUUUUAGGGUUCUUUUCACGGGAUAGAAGUGAUAUAUGUUAAAGGACCAAACACAUGUAAUUUGAGGUUUUAUUUACUGCGUGAUGAGUAAAUACAUGUGAUUUAUUUUGAAAAGAGCUGUAGUAAGGACUUACUGUACACUUGGGAUACAACAUUUAUGAAAUGUUUUGAUGGUUGUUUAUGAUUAGUCUAUUAUAGAAUGAAACACUUAUUUGAAAAGUUUGAAUGACCUCUGACCUUUGUCCUGACUUUCUAGUGUGAUUUGAUCACCCACACUGGAAAACCGAGUGACAUAGGAUGAUGAGUUUAAGGUAAUUUAUUAUACCGAGUUAAGGGUAAUUUAUAAUACUGAUAAUUAUGAAGAAGUUUAUAAUUUGGCAAUAAUCCUAAAUAUCAUUCCAAACAGGACAAGGAUGAAGUGAGAGAGUUAAUCCUGAAUGAGGGAUAUUCUUUGAAUAAUGUUAUGGGAUACAAUUAAGUUAAGAUAUUUUCAAAGGUUGUCAUUUUAAUUUCAUUUAUUAUUUUGGUUUAACAGGCAAUGUUGUUUUGUUUUUUGGACGCAUGAAUCACGAUGUGUCCUGUGUCCAAAGGGGGGAGUAGUACUGGUCGGAAGUACUGGUCGCAUGUUUUUUUGGGGGUAAAUAUGCAAGUUGUAUUAAGUAUAUGAGCAUUAGUAAUAAUGUGUUAUGGGUUAGGUUAAAUGUUUUUGUGAUAGGAGGCAGGGUGUAGAUGAAGCCUGUCUAUGAAACGAGUGGACUGCAACAAGCUGCAAGAAGGUGCGCUUCCUAAUCUCAAGGCUUCUCCUGACUGAUGAGAAGACAUGGUACAGUAGCAUAAGUAGCAUACUGUGUCUCACCUAACCUAACAAUGUUCUUAAGACUUUCUUCCCAUGGGUGAAGGUAACUCUGCCCAAUUGAGCAGGAUAAAUUGAGCAUUUUCUGCGCCCUGAAGACUAUGUGACAGUAAAAGACUACAGAAGAAAGAGCUGGAAAGAUCCUAGGCGGGGGGCCUGUACCAGGUGUUGUUGGCUACCUCAAUGACAGUAAAAGAGACAGAUACUUAGAUCCAUGUUUCCCACUAUAGGAGUGUUCCAACCCCAGGAGAGGAAGAUGGCCCUGCCAUUGGGAAGCAUUGUUGUCUUUUGUGUUUGUCUGUGUUUGUGUGUCUUUGCAGCAGUAACUCUGAGCUUCCCUAUGGGUAGGCUGGUAGAAGGACACUCUUCGCAGACCGAUGUCGAUGGAUUGAGAGGGACUGGCUGAUCCGGAGACCCUAGUGACGGAAGAAGGUUAACAGCUAAAGUGACCAUACAUCGUCAUCCAGGUUACACCAACGGCGGUACGGAUAGAGGGGAGCGCGACCUGGUAUCAUCUAAACCAUUGUACCAGAGUACCACGAGGGAACCGAUUACUUAGAGAUGAGGGAGCUGAGGAUGCUGGAGCUGGCGAGAAUCAGGAGAUGAAGAGGAUGGCAAUUACUGAUGAGCUACGUGUUCUUGCUGAUUCCCUCGGCGGAGGGGCAGACCUUCGAGACUUUCAAGACCUUCUAGAUCUUCAAGAUAUUUCAGACAUCCAAGACGCACCAGAUAUCCCCAUCAUUGAUUUCUCUGCCCUUGACUAGUCCCCCUGAGAAUAAGGGGAAUGACAUACUGACAAUAGUAAAGAGCAAAAGAACAAGACAGAGAAGAGAAGCAGACAGGAGUAAAAUGUAUAUUCCUGCACAAGCAGGAACCAAAACUAAAAUACAGGAAGGGAUCACUAUUAGAGUACGAGGGUUAAAUGGUUAUUGGUGUGGGAGGAACCAGCACAAGGAUUAUGGGGAAGUCACAUGGGGUUGUGUGACCUUAAGAUAAUGAAAGAAAAAGACAGGUGGAUCAUAGACAUAAGGAUAACAGCCCAAGACUUAGAUAAACUAUUCAAUGUAGUACUUAUAAGUGCUACAUUUCCAGGGGGCAGGGUUGUUAAAGUAGUUAUUCCUUGGGAAAGUGCACUAAACCCUGUACAUGUUAGAGCCAUACCAAAUGCAGAAGAAAGGGAAUGAAAGGAACCGUUAAACAAUGACUAGUAUAGAUGAGUACAAUAUAUUCGAUUAAAAUUAAAUAAAGAAAAUAGUCUAAUAUUCACCACAUCUCUGUUAAAAUAAUUAACAGUAGUUCCAAAUCCCCAGGACUGUGCUAUGACUCAACCACAACUUCUGUCAUCUAAGGAAUUCGGGAAAUACCAUAUUGCCCAGCAGAAUGUUUGUCAUAUUUAGGAAAUCCUAAAUAUAAACAAUGUUAUAAUCAAGCAGGAUGGGGAGAGAAGUGUAAGCAAUUAGAUGUUAGAAUAGGAACAAGGAAAAGGGAAACACCAGAGAAAUAUCAAAUAAACUAUGAGCAAAUAUAGGAGUGUUACAAUAAAGCAAUUGGGUUAUAUAAUUUGGGAGAAUUCAAGGGAGAAUGUGAAACUAUAUGGCAUUUAUACAGACAGCCUUUGGAAUGCAGACACCCCUCAAAGAAAUGUAUCAGGCAGCAGGGUAAAGUAUUAGAAAUUGGUAUUAAGAAUGAUUGGUGAAACAUAAUAAUUUGUCAUAUAGUCAAUGCUUAUAGGGAUUCUUUGGAUUGGAAAUGAACUUAACUAAACUGUUAUGAUUUGUCCUUUCUCGAGGUUACUACGGAUGGUGUCUAAUGCAUAGCAGAGAUCAUUCCGUCCAGAACGGUGUGAACCUCAAUAAAAACCAAAAACCCUCUACCCGGCUGAAGAGGAGCAACAAAGGCGUUGAAGACGUUCCUGUCCAGCACCACCUCUACCAGGAGACCUGAAUCAGAACCAGCAUCCAAUCGAAGCAAUCAACUGCCUUUUCUCUUAUUCCUUUUCUCUCAAGAAUGUGACAGGAGUUCAUGUGGAGUGAGCAGGAAGAGAGAUCUAUUCUAAUACAACAUUUCUCAUAGUUUGGGUAUACUGGUUGGCAAAACGGACAAAACAGAAUGGAGGUAGAGGUGGGGCGGCUCAGGUGUGACAUUGGAAUUGGGACAUUGCCAUGGGCAAUCCAAGAUUAACUAUGAAGCUAUCUGAAGAACAUAAUGAAGACACGCCAGAAGAUUGAGUGCCGGAGGAAGAAGGGAUUGUUAUUUGAGGUAGUAGGUUGAUUAAGGAGGUAUUAUACACUGCUAAAUUUAUAGUAAUUUAAACUAAGAAUGCAUUGAGAUACUGAUCUGUUGUUAUUCUCCUUAUGAGGGAGCUAAGGCUAGAAUUAUGGAUAAUUAUACUGUAUUUUAAUAUAAAUAUACAUUCUGCUAGUGUCAAUAUGUGCCAAGGUGAGAGUUUUAACUUUGAGUGAUGGAGCCAAGGUGACUAACUAAGAAUUGUCAUUCUAAAUUUGUUUUGGGUAGUUAAUUUGAUUAUGAUUAUGAAUUUUAGCUGACUGAUUGAUCAGAAUGAAGUUAUGUGAUUUAAAGAUGUUGACACUAUUCUCAACAUGUCCUAGAUAUUACGGUUAAAACAAAAUUUCAUUUAUUUUAGAUAUGAUGUGUUAGGAUACUAACACUUAUAUUGGAAUUGGUUUGAGUAGAAACUUCUGAAUUUUAAUGUUUGAAAACUAUAACCUUAAAUGCCAGGAUUGUGUCUGAUAUCAUUAUAUACUUUUGUGAUGUUGUGGGACAAUGAGUCCCACAUUGUGGGGAUAUGAGGAAGAUUUUUCUAGUGGACUAUGAGAUAAAACUGAGUUAAUCACGAACAUGAAGUUAGAAUUCUCUGUUGCAAGGCAAGAAACUUGUAGUAGAUGCGAGCUUCAACUGGAAGCCAGUGGAGUGUGCGGAGGAGCGGGGUGAAGUGAGAGAACUUGGGAAGGUUGAACACCAGACGGGCUGCAGCGUUCUGGAUGAGUUGUAGGGGUUUAUAGAAAGAAGAUAUUUCCCUCUUUAAUACUGUAGGUAUGUAAUUCAACAUUCGUUUAGUCUGUUGUUGCUAGCGAUAUUCAUAAAAACAUUGAAAUAAAUCCACUUCAGAGUGACUUACAAUCAGUGCAUUCAACUAAAUAAAUAGAUAAAUAGAUGGUCACCAUCGAUAAAACAACGACCUAUCGCGAUCAUUGCAAGUGUACCGGACGUCACACUACCUGCUUAGCGAGUACCACUUCCUCCUGAUUUGGCUCAUACUGAGGCUCAAACCGAGAACCCCUGCCUUGCUAGCACAUGUGACCGCCCUCCCGAAGCGUCUUACAAGUCGGCGGGGACAUUUCAACCUGAGUAGUGAGUUUCCCAAUGUGCAACACAAGCAAAACCUUCAAAAUUGCCACUAUCUGCAAAAUCAGGUCUAGUAUACUUAGCUAUAUGAGCACUUUUAUACUUACAUAGCAUGACGGUAGAGAGAAAGAGCACUUUCAAACUUGAGCAUUGACUUAACUCAAGUUCAUGGUGAGGGGAGGACAGCUCAUAAUAGAGGAUGGAAUAGAGUGAAUGGAAUGGUAUCAAACACAUGGACAUGGAAACCAAUGUGUUUGAUACCAUUCCAUUCAUUCUGUGUCGGCCAUUGGUAUGAGCCUGUCCUCCACCACCGCUCAAGUUCCCGUUCAAGUUUAUUUGCCAUAACUACAGUGCCUUGCAAAAUAAUUCAUCCCCCUUGGCGUUUUUCCUAUUUUGUUGCAUUACAAUCUGUAAUUUAAAUUGAUUUUUAUUUGGAUUUCAUGUAAUGGACAUACACAAAAUAGUCCAAAUUGGUGAAGUGAAAUGAAAAAAAUAACUUGUUUCAAAAAAUUCUAAAAAAUAAAUAACGAUAAAGUGGUGCGUGCAUAUGUAUUCACCCCCUUUGCUAUGAAGCCCCUAAAUAAGAUCUGGUGCAACCAAUUACCUUCAGAAGUCACAUAAUUAGUUAAAUAAAGUCCACCUGUGUGCAGUCUAAGUGUCACAUGAUCUGUCACAUGCAUGAUCUGUCAGAGAGCAUCUGGUCAGCGCGGCGGUGGUACAGGAAUCCUCAUCUCUCCCAAGUGGACAUUCUCUCUUUUCCCCCUGACCCAUCUGUCUAUCUCCUCAUUUGAAUUCCAUGCCGUCACAGUCACUAGCCCAUUUAUCGCCCUCCAGGUUCCCUUGGAGAGUUCAUCAAUGAGCUUGACGCCUUGAUAAGUUCCUUUCCUGAGGAUGGCUCACCCCUCACGGUUCUGGGUGACUUUAACCUCCCUACGUCUGCCUUUGACUAAUUUCUCUCUGCCUCCUUCUUUCCACUCCUCUCCUCUUUUGACCUCACCCUCUCACUGUCCCCCCCUACUCACAAGGCAGGCAAUACGCUUGACCUCAUCUUUACUAGAUGCUGUUCUUCUACUAAUCUCACUGCAACUCCCCUCCAUGUCUCCGACCACUACUUUGUAUCCUUUUCUCUCUCGCUCUCCUCCAACACUACUCACUCUGCCCCUACACAGAUGGUAAUGUGCCGUCGCAACCUUCGCUCUCUCUCUCCCGCUACUCUCUCCUCUUCCAUCCUAUCAUCUCUUCCCUCUGCUAAAUCCUUCUCCCUCCGAUCUCCUGAUUCUGCCUCCUCAACCCACCUCUCCUCCCUUCCUGCAUAUUUUGACUCUCUAUGUCCCCUAUCCUCCCGGCCGGCUCGGUCCUCCCCUCCUGCUCCGUGGCUUGACGACUCAUUGCGAGCUCACAGAACAGGGCUCUGGGCAGCCAAGCAUAAAUGGCCUCUCUUCUCCAGACCAUUUUCCGGAGACUUCUCCCUUACCUCACCUCGCUCAUCAACUCAUCCUUGACCGCUGGCCAUAUCCCUUGCGUCUUCAAGAGAGCGAGAGUUGCACCCUUCCUCAAAAAACCUACACUCGAUCCCUCCGAUGUCAACAACUACAGACCAGUAUCCCUUCUUUCUUUUCUCUCCAAAACUAUUGAGCGUGCCGUCUCUAGCCAACUCUCCUGCUAUCUCUCUCAGAAUUACCUUCUUGAUCCAAACCAGUCAGGUUUCAAGACUGGUCAUUCAACUGAGACUGCUCUUCUCUGUGUCAUGGAGGCUCUCCGCACUGCUAAAGCUAACACUCUCUCCUCUGCUCUUAUCCUUCUAUACCUAUCUGCUGCCUUUGAUGCUGUGAACCAGCAGAUCCUCCUCUCCACCCUCUCCGAGUUGGGCAUCUCCGGCGCUGCUCACUCUUGGAUUGCGUCUUACCUGACAUGUCACUCCUACCAGGUGGCAUGGCGAGAAUCUGUCUCCGCACCACGUGCUCUCACCACUGGUGUCCCCCAGGGCUCAGUUCUAGGCCCUCUCCUAUUCUCUCUAUACACCAAGUCACUUGGCUCUGUCAUAUCCUCACAUGGUCUCUCCUAUCAUUGCUACGCAGACGACACACAAUUAAUUUUCUCCUUUCCGAUAACCAGGUGGCGAAUCGCAUCUCUGCAUGUCUGGCAGACAUAUCAGUGUGGAUGUCGGAUCACCACCUCAAGCUGAACCUCGGCAAGACGGAGCUGCUCUUCCUCCUGGGGAAGGACUGCCCGCUCUAUGAUCUCGCCAUCACGGUUGACAACUCCAUUGUGUCCUCCUCCCAGAGUGCAAAGAACCUUUGCGUGACCCUGGACAACACCCUGUCGUUCUCCGCUAACAUCAAAGCGGUGACCCGAUCCUGCAGGUUCAUGCUCUACAACAUUCGCAGAGUACGACCCUACCUUACACAGAAAGCGGCACAGGUCCUAAUCCAGGCACUUGUCAUCUCCCGUCUGGAUUACUGCAACUCACAGUUGGCUGGGCUCGCUGCCUGUGCCAUUAAACCCCUACAACUUAUCCAGAACGCUCCAUCCCGUCUGGUGUUCAACCUUCCCAUGUUCUCUCAUGUCACCCCGCUCCUCCGCACACUCCACUGGCUUCCAGUUGAGGCUCGCAUCUACUACAAGACCAUGGUGCUUGCCUACGGAGCUGUGAGGGGAACGCCACCUCCUUACCUUCAGGCUCUGAUCAGACCCUACACCCAAACGAGGGCACUACGUUCAUCCACCUCUGGCCUGCUAGCCCCCCUACCUCUACGGAAGCACAGUUCCCGCUCAGCCCAGUCAAAGCUAUUCGCUGCUCUGGCACCCCAAUGGUGGAACAAGCUCCCCAACAACGCCAGGACAGCGGAGUCACUGACCAACUUCCGGAGACACUUGAAACCCUACCUAUUUAAGGAAUACCUGGAAUAGUAUAAAAGUAAUCCUUCUACCCCCCCCUCCUCCACCCCCCUAAUUUUUUUUUUUUUUUAAUAAAAGGCGUUGUCCCACUGGCUAUCAUAAGUUGAAUGCACCAAUUUGUAAGUUGCUCUGCUAAAUGACGUAAAUGUAAAAUGUAAAAUAUACACCUGUUCUGAAAGGCCCCAGAGUCUGCAACACCACUAAGUAAGGGGCACCACCAAGCAAGCGGCACCAUGAAGACCAAGGAGCUCUCCAAACAGGUCAGGGACAAAGUUGUGGAGAAGUACAGUCGUGGUCAAAAGUUGUGAGAAUGACACAAGUAUUGGUCUUCACAAAGUUUGCUGCUUCAGUGUUUUUAGAUACUUUUGUCAGAUGUUACUAUGGUAUUCUGAAGUAUAAUUACAAGCAUUCCACAAGUGUCAAAAGCUUUUAUUGACAAUUACAUUAAGUUUAUGCAAAGAGUCAAUUUUUGCAGUGUUGACCCUUCUUUUUCAAGACCUCUGCAAUCCGCCCUGGCAUGCUGUCAAUUAACUUUUGGGCCACAUCCUGACUGAUGGCAGCCCAUUCUUGCAUAAUCAAUGCUUGGAGUUUGUCAGAAUUUGUGGGGUUUUGUCCAUGGACCCAAAUUUCAAUGUUUUGUUCCCUGAGCCACUUAGUUAUCACUUUUGCCUUAUGGCAAGGUGCUCCAUCAUGCUGGAAAAGGCAUUGGUCGUCAUCAAACUGUUCUUGGAUGGUUGGGAGAAGUUGCUCUCGGAGGAUGUGUUGGUACCAUUCUUUAUUCAUGGCUGUGUUCUUAGGCAAAAUUGUGAGUGAGCCCACUCCCUUGGCUGAGAAGCAACCACACACAUGAAUGGUCUCAGGAUGCUUUACUGUUGGCAUGACACAGGACUGAUGGUAGCGCUCACCUUGUCUUCUCUGGACAAGCUUUUUUCCGGAUGCCCCAAACAAUCGGAAAGGGAUUCAUCAGAGAAAAUGACUUUACCCCAGUCCUUAGCAGUCCAAUCCCUGUAUCAUCUGCAGAAUAUCAGUCUGUCCCUGAUGUUUUUCCUGGAGAGAAGUGGCUUCCUCGCUGCCCUUCUUGAUACCAGGCCAUCCUCCAAAAGUCUUCGCCUCACUGUGCGUGCAGAUGCACUUAAACCUGCCUGCUGCCAUUCCUGAGCAAGUUCCGCACUGGUGGUGCCCCGAUCCCGCAGCUGAAUCAACUUUAGGAGACGGUCCUGGCGCUUGAUGGACUUUCUUGGGCGCCCUGAAGCCUUCUUCACAACAAUUGAACCUCUCUCCUUGAAGUUCUUGAUGAUCCGAUAAAUGGUUGAUUUAGGUGCAAUCUUACCAGCAGCAAUAUCCUUGCCUGUGAAGCCCUUUUUGUGCAAAGCAAUGAUGACGGCACGUGUUUCCUUGCAGGUAACCAUGGUUAACAGAGGAAGAACAAUGAUUUAAAGCACCACCCUCCUUUUAAAGCUUCCAGUCUGUUAUUCUAACUCAAUCAGCAUGACAGAGUGAUCUCCAGCCUUGUCCUCGUCAACACUCUCACCUGUGUUAACGAGAGAAUCACUGACAUGAUGUCAGCUGGUCCUUUUGUGGCAGGGCUGAAAUGCAGUGGAAAUGUUUUCUGGGGAUUAAGUUAAUUUUCAUGGCAAAGAGGGACUUUGCAAUUAAUUGCAAUUCAUCUGAUCACUCUUCAUAACAUUCUGGAGUAUAUGCAAAUUGCAAUCAUAAAAACUGAGGCAGCAGACUUUGUGAAAAUUUAUAUUUGUGUAAUUCUCAAAACUUUUGACCACGACUGUACAGAUCAGUGUUGGGUUAUAAAAAAUAUCAGAAACUUUGAACAUCCCAUGGAGCACCAUUAAAUUCAUUAUUAAAAUAUAGAAAGGAUAUGGCGCCACAACAAACCUGCCAAGAGAGGGCCACCCACCAAAACCCACGGACCAGGCAAGGAGGGCAUUAAUCAGAGAGGCAACAAAGAGACCAAAGAUAACCCUGAAGGAGCUGCAAAGCUCCACAGCGGAGAUUGGAGUGUCUGUCCAUAGGACCACUUUAAGCCGUACACUCCACAGAGCUGGGCUUUACGGAAGAGUGGCCAGAAAAAAAGCCAUUGCUUGAAGAAAGAAAUAAGCAAAUGCGUUUGGUCUUCGCCAAAAGCCAUGUGGGAGACUCCCCAAACAUAUGGAUGAAGGUACUCUGGUCAGAUGAGACUAAAAUUAAGCUUUUUGGCCAUCAAGGAAAAUGUCUGGUGCAAACCCAACACCUCUCAUCACCCUGAGAACACCAUCCCCACAGUGAAGCACGGUGGUGGCAACAUCAUGCUGCUGUGGAGAUGUUUUUCAUCGGCAGGGACUGAGAAACUGGUCAGAAAUGAAGGAAUGAUGGAUGGCGCUAAAUACAGGAAAAUUGGCGCCACAACAAACCUGCCAAGAGAGGGCCACCCACCAAAACCCACCAUUGCUUAAAGAAAGAAAUAAGCAAAUGCGUUUGGUCUUCGCCAAAAGCCAUGUGGGAGACUCCCCAAACAUAUGGAUGAAGGUACUCUGGUCAGAUGAGACUAAAAUUAAGCUUUUUGGCCAUCAAGGAAAAUGUCUGGUGCAAACCCAACACCUCUCAUCACCCUGAGAACACCAUCCCCACAGUGAAGCACGGUGGUGGCAACAUCAUGCUGCUGUGGAGAUGUUUUUCAUCGGCAGGGACUGAGAAACUGGUCAGAAAUGAAGGAAUGAUGGAUGGCGCUAAAUACAGGAAAAUUAUUGAGGGAAACCUGUUUCCGUCUUCCAGAGAUUUGAGACUGGGACGGAGGUUCACCUUCCAGCAGGACAAUGACCCUAAGCAUACUGCUAAAGCAACACUUGAGUUGUUUAAGGGGAAACAUUUACAUGUCUUGGAAUGGCCUAGUCAAAGGCCAGACCUCAAUUCAAUUGAGAAUCUGUGGUAUGACUUAAAGAUUGCUGUACACCAGCGGAACCCAUCCAACUUGAGGAAGCUGGAGCAGUUUUGCCUUGAAGAAUGGGCAAAAAUCCCAGUGGCUAAAUGUGCCAAGCUUAUAGAGACUUAUAGAUACCCCAAGAGACUUGCAGCUGUAAUUGCUGCAAUAGGUGGCUCUACAAAGUAUGCACACUCAAGUUUUUUUGUUUGUUUCACAAUGAAAAAUAUUUUGCAUCGUAGGCAUCUUGUGUAAAUCAAAUGAUACAAAAUAGGAAAAAUGCCAAGGGGGUGGUGAAUACUUUCGCAAGCCAAUGUAAUUAGUACAUUGGAUAUCUUAUUCACUCAGCGAGAUGGGAGCAAUUAGAACACUUUAUUACUUGAAACUGUUUGUCCAACCAUAGCCAUUUGUUGUGCUUAAUCUGAUUUAGUCUCAAAUGGAACCCUAUUCACUAUAUAAUGCACUACUCUAUGGGCCCUGGUCAAUAGGACACUAUAUAGGGAAUAGGGUGCCAUUUUGGUCAGACUUACUUUGAACUGUUUAUCUAAUCAAGAAGUUUUCCUAAGAUUGUCAUCGGCAGUAGACGAGGUGUAACUGAGGUGUGUGUGUAUGUGUGUGUGUGUUUCUGUGUGUAUGUGUAUCUGAGGUGGAACUGUAUAAAACAGUUCCUUCUUUCUCAUUUCCAGCACAAAUAAGUUCUACAUUCAGUUCAAGUCUUACAUUUUGCUGUAAUUAUGUCACUUAGCAGAUGUUUUUAUCCAAAGUCACUUACAGUGCAGUGAGUGCAUAAUGUUAUUAACAUGAGACAAGCACUGCUUAUGCAUGUGUUAUGUAUGGGUUAUGACGUUUUAUGAAGUCCUUAUGUAGGUACCCUUCAGAUAAAAUGUUACUGUUAUUGACAGCCAGAAUUCCAAUUUAUUUAGCCAGGAAAUCCCUUAUUUGUCAAGGGAAGGGGGAUACCUAGUCAGUUGCACAAAUGCAUUCCACUGAAAUGUGUCUUCUGCAUGCAACCCAACCGCUCUGAAUCAGAAGAGCUGCCUUAAUCGACAUCCACGGAGCAGUUGUUGUUGGGGGUUAACUGCCUUGCUAAAGAGCAGAACAGCAGAUUUUUCAAACUUGCCGGCUCAGGGACUCGAACCAGCGACCUUUUGGUUACUGGCACAACGCUCUUAACCGCUAGGCUAUCUGCCACCCCUAAGUUUCAGCUGAAAUGGCACCCUAUUCCAUAUAUAGUGAACUAGGGCCCAUGCACUACUUACAGUACUUUUGACCAGGGACCAUAUGGCUCUGGUCGAAAGUAGUGCACUAUAUAGGGAAUAGGGUGCCAUUUCAGACGUAGUAAGCUUUCGAACGCAAAUGAUUUCGGAAGCAGCCCAAGCUUCCAGAAUGUAUAUCCAGCAAUAUAUGUUAUGUCCACAUUAAAAUGUAUGUUAACUGUGUGCCCAGAGUGCAUGGAGCAACCCCAGACCCCCUGUGAGAUUGCUAGAGAUGCCGUGGACCCUAACUUGAUUGGAACCUUCAUCCCCCAGUGUGACAACACACCCCUCAGCAGUGCUGGGGCUCUACAGGUUACCACACACACACCCGCACAUAGAUUACCGUACCAGAAAUAGAUGAAGCCCCUAGAGUCGAUUUCCACGGCCCAGUAAACAUCUAAUUAGCAUAAUACAAUAAUCCUUAUCAAAAUCCGUCGGUUUAAGCUAGAGAUAUUCUUUUGCAUUGGUGCAUCUCAAUCCACCACAUCUGCCGAUGUCUGCUGUGAAAGUUGGCAGAGCUGAGGUGGUGUUUGUCAGACCAUGAGACAUCCAGAAAAUCAGUCUUCUCACGAAAACGUCUGUAGCGUCCGAACGGUUUGGCCUAAAACUAAUUGUUUCCUGAUAUCUAUCAGAUAUAGGACGGACACUUACAUUUUACAUUUUAGUCAUUUAGCAGACGCUCUUAUCCAGAGCGACUUACAGUUAGUGAGUGCAUACAUUUUCAUACUGCCCCCCCGUGAGAAACGAACCCACAACCCUGGCGUUGCAAGCGCCAUGCUCUACCAACUGAGCUACAGUGGACCUGUAGGACAAACCUCCUUUAGAUUUUUUGGGGGACUAUCUGUUGUUCCAUGCAUUGAAUGUGUUAUUCAUUGCGUUUAUAAGGGAUAAUAGCAGUAAGGCCAAAUUCAAUGUUUCAUCAAAUACAUGUGUAUAUAUUUUCUUAAUAUUUCAAGGGGUCUUAAAAUUAAAAAUCAAAGAGCUAAAUGAUCAUUGGUAUGACCUUCUUAAAACAAUUCCAUAUACCUUAGUAGACUAUGAACAGAACUAUGAAAUAACACAUAUGGAAUCAUGUAGUAACCAUGUUAAACGUUUGAGCCAAUCAGUUGUCUUGUGACAAGGUAGGGGUGAUAUACAGAAGAUAACUCUAUUUGGUAAAAGUCCAUAUUAUGGCAAGAACAGCUCAAAUAAGCAAAGAGAAACGACAGUCCAUCAUUAGUGCAGUCGCAAAAACCCUCAAGCGCUAUGAUGAAACUGGCUCUCAUGAGGACUGCCACAGGAAACACGAGCAAUGGACAUUAGACCGGUGGAAAUCUGUCCUUUGGUCUGAUGAGUCCAAAUUUUAGAUUUUUGGUUCCAACAGCCGUGUCUUUGUGAGACGCAGAGUAGGUGAACGGAUGAUCUCCCCAUGUGUGGUUCCCACCAUGAAGCAUGGAGGAGGAGGUGUGAUGGUGUGGGGGUGCACUUAACCUGAAUGGAUACCACAGCAUUCUGCAGCGAUACGCCAUCCCAUCUGGUUUGCGCUCAGUAGGACUAUCAUUUGUUUUUCAACAGGACAAUGACCCCAAAACACCUCCAGGCUGUGUAAGCGUUCUUCAUGAAACUGGUUGAGAGAAUGCCAAGAGUGUGCAAAGCUGUAAUCAAGGCUACUUUGAAGAAUCUCAAAUAUAAAAUAUAUUUAGAUUUGUUUAACACUUUUUUGGUUACUACAUGAUUCCAUAUGUGUUAUUUCAUAGUUUUGAUGUUUUCACUAUUAUUUUACAAGGUAAAACCCAUGAAUGUACUGUAUUUACAAACUAAAAAUGCACUCCAAAUUACCUUUCGUUUCAAAUGCUCAGCUGGUAGAGCACGGCGCUUGUAACGCCAAGGUAGUGGGUUCGAUCCCCGGGACCACCCGGGUUCGAUCCCCGGGACCACCCAUACACAAAAAAAUAAUAAUUUAUGCACACAUGACUGUACGUCGCUUUGGAUAAAAGCGUCUGCUAAAUGGCAUAUUAUCAUUAUUAUAUUAACAUGCUACAAUUGAAUUUGUGUUACAGUAAAAUGUGUUAUUGUGUAAAUAUUGUAUUUACAACACGUUUUUAAAGUUUUAUGUACAUUUCCGCUAGAUUACUGUUGGUGUGUGACCAGCACUGGACAGAAGAUCCCAGGUACUGAGUGUCCACCAGGCACUGCCCGAAUGAAUUCUGCACGUGCACACACACACACACUGACAGACACACACACGCACGCAAAGGCACAUACAGUCAAGCUCACACGCACCUGCACAUAGUCACUGUACGCACACACACAGAAUCCAAAUUACUUCAUUCGCAAAAUACAUGUGCACAUACCCGGAAUUUGACUUAGUGAAUAGGUGCAGCCAGUAGUAGACAAUGUACAAACAGAAUACAGACAGAAUACAGACUACAGAUGCACGCUGAAGAUCCCGGGUACUGAGAGUCCACCAGACACUGCUCGCUGUGAGAGUACAUGUAGGAGGAGUGUGUGUUUGUGUGCUUGUGUGUGUAUGUGUGUCUGUGUGUUUGACUUUACCUGUGUGCUUUGUAUCUAGAAUGCAAGGAGCGACCCCAAACCUGACAACCUGGCCCUCAUUUAAAAGCUUCUGGAAGUUUCACUUCAUUUUAUAUUAAGGUACAGAAAUGAAGUGAAACUUCCAGAAGCUUUAAAAUGAGGGCCAGGUUGUCAGGAUGGGUAAUCUACUGUAUAAGUACACAUUAAUUAAAAGUAAGUACCCCUCAAGAUACACUUCAUUUUAACUAGUGUCGUGAAUGAACCUUGUCAGUAUGGCCUGGUGACUCCAGUCUCCAGACAGAGCUAUGGUAACACUGAGAUGAAGAUGAAGAAGAAGCAGAAGAAGGACAGGAAGUGGCCUCAACCACAAGCUGGAGAGCAGCAAAACCCAGACAGAGACAGAGAGGAAAUGACUGUAUGCAGAUGAGGCGGCAGGUAGCUUAGUGGGUAAGCGUUUUGUGCCAGUAACUGAAAGGUUGCUGGUUCUGAGCCGACUAGGUGAAAAAUCUGUCAAUGUGCCCUUAAGCAAGGCACUUAACCCUAAUUGCUCAUGUAAGUCGCUCUGGAUAAGACUAAAAUCUUAUCCAAAGACUAAAUGACUAAAAUGUAAAAUGUAAAUGAUCCUCUGCCGGAGGGCGGAGGUUCAUCUUAUAUGGCGACACCCCUGUCAGAUCUAGACCCUGGGAUGGAGUUGGUGGGCCAUGAAACAGAUGACACCACGGAUUGUCAUCACCUACGAAGGAACCAAUGUGUUACCUGACUCUGUGUAGACAUCAUGUGUAAAGGAGACAAUGUUUUAUGUAACUUUGCUUAAAUGUCACGUGUAAGGGGGAGGAUGUCUUGUGUGGCUGUAGUCAAAGUAGGCAUGGGCUUGACAAUUAAGGGGUAUACAACCCAAUGUAAAAGAUGGGGAAAGGAGUGGAGCGGAGCAGAGAUACUGGGGAAGACAGAUCAGGAGCUGAUUGAUGUAUUAGACAUUAGAAAACUUUUGGGGUAAGUUAAGGUCAGAACUUGAUUGUUAUUGUUAGACAUUUUUGCAUUAUAAUUGCUACAGUGCAUUCGGAAAGUAUUCAGACCCCUUCACUUAUGUUACGUUACAGCCUUAUUCUACAAUUGAUUAAAUAGUUUUCCCCCCUCAUCAAGCUACACACAAUACCCCAUAAUGACAAAGCAAAAACAGGUUUUUAAAAACAAAUUUCUAAAAAUAAAAUAACAAAAAUAUCACAUUUGCAUAAAUAUUCAGACCCUUUACUCAGUACUUUGUUGAAGCACCUUUGGCAGCAAUUACAGCCUCAAGUCUUCUUGGGUAUGAUGCUACAAGCUUGGCACACCUGUAUUUGGGGAGUUUCUCCCAUUCUUCUCUGCAGAUUCUCUCAAGCUCUGUCAGGUUGGAUGGGGAGCGUCGCUGCACAGCUAUUUUCAGGUCUCUCCAGAGAUGUUCGAUUGGGUUCAAGUCCGGGCUCUGGCUGGGCCACUCAAGGACAUUCAGAGACAUUUGUCAAAGCCACUCCAGCAUUGUCUUGGCUGUGUUCUUAGGGUCGUUGUCCUGUUGGAAGGUGAACCUUCGCCACAGUCUGAGGUCCUGAGCGCUCUGGAACAGGUUUUCAUCAAGGAUCUCUCUGUACUUGCUUCGUUCAUCUUUCCCUCGAUCCUGACUAGUCUCCCAGUCCCUGCUGCUGAAAAACAUCCCCACAGCAUGAUGCUGCCACCACCAUGCUUCAACGUAGGGAUGGUAUUGGCCAGGUGAUGAGCGGUGCCUGGUUUCCUCCAGAUGUGACACUUGUCCAAAGAGUUCAAUCUUGUUUCUCAUGGUCUGAGAGUCCUUUCGGCAAACUCCAAGUGGGGAGUGGCUUUCGUCUGGCGACUCUACCAUAAAGGUCUGAUUGGUGGAGUGCUGCAGAGGAACUCUGGAGCUCCGUCAGAGUGACCAUUGGGUUCUUGGUCACCUCCCUGACCAAGGCCCUUCUUUCCCGGUUGCGCAGUUUGGCCGGGCGGCCAGCUCUAGGAAGAGUCUUGGUGGUUCCAAACUUCUUCCAUUUAAGAAUGAUGGAGGCCACUGUGUUCUUUAAAAAUUAUAUAUUUUUUUAGGGGGUAUAUCAGCUUAAAUGUUGCAGAUAGAUUGUAGCUUCUAUCAAUGUGAUUGUCUACAUCGUUUCCAAUCCCCUAUAUAUUUAUUUGUAACAUUUACAAUUCUUCAGCCAUUCCUGGACCUACGACCAAAAACAAGAUAGUACUAAAACAAAUGAUCUAAUGAUUCUGUCUCUUCGCAGCAAAAUCUGCAGAGCUAGGAUGGUUGUAUCCCCCAUAUACAGUGGGGAGAACAAGUAUUUGAUACACUGCCGAUUUUGCAGGUUUUCCUACUUACAAAGCAUGUAGAGGUCUGUAAUUUUUAUCAUAGGUACACUUCAACUGUGAGAGACGGAAUCUAAAACAACUAUCCAGAAAAUCACAUUGAAUGAUUUUUAAGUAAUUAAUUUGCAUUUUAUUGCAUGACAUAAGUAUUUGAUACAUCAGAAAAGCAGAACUUAAUAUUUGGUACAGAAACCUUUGUUUGCAAUUACAGAUAUCAUACGUUUCCUGUAGGUCUUGACCAGGUUUGCACACACUGCAGCAGGGAUUUUGGCCCACUCCUCCAUACAGACCUUCUCCAGAUCCUUCAGGUUUCGGGGCUGUCGCUGGGCAAUACGGACUUUCAGCUCCCUCCAAAGAUUUUCUAUUGGGUUCAGGUCUGGAGACUGGCUAGGCCACUCCAGGACCUUGAGAUGCUUCUUACGGCGCCACUCCUUAGUUGCCCUGGCUGUGUGUUUCGGGUCAUUAUCAUGCUGGAAGACCCAGACACGACCCAUCUUCAAUGUUCUUACUGAGGGAAGGAGGUUGUUGGCCAAGAUCUCGCGAUACAUGGCCCCAUCCAUCCUCCCCUGAAUACGGUGCAGUCGUCUAACCUAUAGGCCUUCAGUGUUUGGCAGGUUUGUGAUUCUGAAAGGACAGCAACUGUAAUACCAGCGCACUCAUGUAGGAGAGUGCACUUUUUUGUGAAACAAGGGCCCAGGGGUGUAGUGGAUUCUAUACGCAGGUAUAAACCCACUUUUGUUUCAGUGGGCAUUGCUUAUACUCACUCUUAAUCCCUAUUGAUGCGUAUCAAAGUAGUGUAGUGGAGGUAUACGACCUGUCAAUAAUGUAGUACAAUAGAGAAAUCAUGCACAAAGUUGCCUACACAACCGCAAAGCACAUGAAAUAUUAUUCACAUGCGUGCAGCACACAGCCUAGUUUCAGCGGAAUAUAAUCUGCAGGCAGCAAGAGUGUGCAGCUCUCAACUGGUUUUGGCAUGGAGCAGCUCACAGAAGAAUGACAUUGGUAGCCGGUAGGGUAGGAAGGUCGUUUCAACUUAUGAUAUCUACCAGUAAAUGCUAACUAAGGCAACAACGGCUAUGCAAACCAGGUAUCGAAGAAGUUUAGUCCGAAGUGUUGGUUAGUAGGCUAUUUUUGAUGCGCAAUUGUAAUCAUGCCUGUUUGCAUCAGGGGCGUAGACAUGGAUGGGCCUGGGUAGACAUAGGACCACCCACUGGGGAGCCAGGGCCUGACAGGCCCACCCAAUCACAUUGACGUGGUUUAAGCAUUGUUGUGGACUUUAGACCAUCACAUUUUUGUAUUUUUUCUAUAUAAAAGUGUGAUUUUGAGAGUGAAAAUCUGAAAACUCUAUAGGAAAAAAACAACAAAAAAACAUAGGAAAACAUAGUAUUUUCCAGACAGAGUGCCUUUCCUUCACUGGGCGGGCCAUUUGGGAACUUAUUGGCAAAAUCAGAGUAUACCCACUUCUCCAGGCACCACUACACCACUGCAUAGGGCCGAUGGAAAGACAGCAGUCGCACACAGCAUGAUGUUAACGGAUAAGCAGUCCAUAAACUCUGACAUAAUUAGCCAGUAAUUACUUCCCAUUGAAAAAAAAAAAUCACGUUUAGCACAAAAAGUAACCUGUGACCUAAAGUUUAAAGUGAAACUGACAGCGUUUUAACUACUUUGCAGAUAUGAAACAAACAGACAAUCAUAAUAUCAGUCAAUAAUAUCAAAUUCCCAGUUUAUGCUACAAAACCAACUACAUGAGGUUUUAAAAAUAGGUUAUAUUUGACGCAACGUUCCAUGACGUACACUAAGGCAUUGUUGGCAGAAUAGAUGGAUGCAGUUCAAUGCAUGAUUAGUAUAAUUCACCAAUAGAUUUCUUGGUACUCCAAAAAAUAUUGCUAUCAAGUUAUAAAUCACAGCUGGCCUGGUACAUUGUUUGCUUCCUCCAUUCGGGAUGCACUGUUUCAGUUUCAAUUACUCAAUAUUCUGGCCAAAAACGGAUCAAUGUAACUAAGGCUGGGAAUGUCAAUGCAAUCAAACUAGCAAAGGCAAUGAUCACAAGUCAGUCAUAACGUGGCUAAUAGGCUAGCGUAUCUAUUUAUGUAGCAAGCUAAAAACACGGAGCCUAACGUUAGCUAGAUAGCUAGCUAGCUGCUAGGAGGAUGUCAUGUCAUGCCAUUGGAGGAGUGUGGGAGUGACUGACUUUUUUGCCUCAUAUCGUUUUUCGCUGGCACAGCUAGAGAUGCAGGUGUCAUCUGGUUAGCUAGCAAGAACUUGAAAGACUGAUAUACAGUUAGAAUAUCUCUUGCGUUCGCAAAUUAUUCUAUCUACUCCGAUUUCAGAGAACUCUUGUCUGAGUGUGCCAGAGCGCAGAACAACUGAUGAAUUUACAAAUGCGCAAGACCUGCUGAAUAUGACCGGUGUCAGCAAACAUAGGCAAAAAAAGUUAUAGUUAGUCAAGAACGCUCUAGAUUAACAUGUAAACAGCCUAACCAGCUAUGCUACGGCGAGUACAAUGGUCAGAGUGAGGUGUUCUCUCAUUUUUGUCUGGUAGUAGCUAGCUAGAAAGCUAGCCAACUUUAGCCAGUUAGCUUGAGUGCUUGGUUGGGACAAGCAUGCAUUGGCUGACAAGCUGCAGAAGGACGAGGAGGCUACAAUUCCCCAUCAUUUAUCAGUGGAAUUUUGACAGCCAACUAGCUGAAAAGGUUUGAGAGGGUUUAUCUAAUGUUCCUUCGUUAGAUUUUUAGCUCAUCUUGCUCUUGCUAGCAUUAGUUGUUGAUCUUGUUGUAGUUGAUGUGCAUAACUGAGGGGGAGAGAGCCUACCUUUUCAUGGUUGUUUGAUCAAUAGGACUGUAAAGUUCCCAAAUGUAAAAGGACUCCCGUGGUGUUUACAUAUUUGCAGGAAUCCAUUCCGGUGCAUUUUGUGGCUUUUAGUAAAUGCAUUCUAAUAAUAUAAAGUCACCCUGUUGCAACUGCCUGUAAACACACAGUCCAGUUCAAAGUGAAUGAUGGCAGGCCCUUGUGGCAAAUGGUUAGCUGUGAUUGGCUAUAGCGCACCGGUCUGUGUAGACUCCGGUCCUAGACAAGACAGAUGUUUUUAUUCUGUUUUAUUUACUGCAGUGUCUAUUAAUUGUUCUAACUCACAGCCACUUUCCCACUCUAUAUUGCUAUAGAAUUUUCACAAAUGCCUUGUAAUUUCAAAACAUUCUAAGAAUUUAUGGAAAUGUGAAAAUGACCAUAUCUAAGUGGUCGUUUGUCAGAUUUUUUAAAAAUUAAGUUUCAUAUUCUUCCUCGGGGUGUACACAACUGGUCAAACGUUUUAGAACACCUACUCAUUCAAGGGUUUUUCUUUAUUUUUACUAUUUUUUACGUUGUAGAAUAAUAGUGAAGACAUCAAAACUAUGAAAUAACACAUGUAGUAACCAAAAAAGUGUUAAACAUAUAUUUGAUAUUUGAUAUUCUUCAAAUAGCCACCCUUUGCCUUGAUUACAGCUUUGCACACUCUUGGCAUUCUCUCAACCAGCUUCAUGAGGUAGUCACCUGGAAUGCAUUUCAGUUAACAGGUGUGCCUUCUUAAAAGUUAAUUUGUGGAAUUUCUUUCCUUCUUAAUGCAUUUGAGCCAAUCAGUUGUGCUGUGACAAGGUAGGGGUGGUAUACAGAAGAUAGCCCUAUUUGGUAAAAGACCAAGUCCAUAUUAUGGCAAGAACUGCUCAAAUAAGCAAAUUGAAACGACAGUCCAUCAUUACUUUAAGAGAUGAAGGUAAGUCAACACUGAACAUUUCAAGAACUUUGAAGGUUUCUUCAAGUGCAGUCGCAAAAACCAUCAAGCUCUAUGAUGAAACUGGCUCUCAUGAGGACCGCCACAGGAAUGAAAGACCCAGAGUUACCUCUGCUGCAGAGGAUAAGUUCAUUAGAGUUACCAGCCUCAGAAAUUGCAGCCCAAACAAAUGCUUCACAGAGUUCAAGUAACAGACACAUCUCAACAUCAACUGUUCAGAGGAGACUGUGUGAAUCAGGCCUUCAUGGUCGAAUUGCUGCAAAGAAACCACACCUAAAGGACACCAAUAAGAAGAAGACACUUGCUUGGGCCAGGAAAUACAAGCAAUGGACAUUAGACCGGUGGAAAUUUGUCCUUUGGUCUGGAGUACAAAUUUGAGAUUUUUGGUUCAAACCGCUGUGUCCUUGUGAGAUGCGGUGUGGGUGAACGGAUGAUCUUUGCAUGUGUAGUUCCCACAGCAAAGCAUGGAGGAGGAGGUGUUAUGGUGUGGGGGUGCUUUGCUGGUGACACUGUCUGUGAUUUAUUUAGAAUUCAAGGCACACUUAACCAGCAUGGCUACCACAGCAUCCUGCAGCGACACGCCAUCCCAUCUGGUUUGGGCUUAGUGGGACUAUCAUUUGUUUUUCAACAGGACAAUGACCCAACACACCUCCAGGCUGUGUAAGGGCUAUUUUACCAAGAAGGAGAUUGAUGGAGUGCUGCAUCAGAUGACCUGGCCUCCACAAUCCCCCGACCUCAACCCAACUGAGAUGGUUUGGGAUGAGUCGGACGGCAGAGUGAAGGAAAAGCAGCCAACAAGUGCUUAGCAUAUGUGGGAACUCCUUCAAGACUGUUGGAAAAGCAUUCCAGGAGAAGCUGGUUGAGAGAAUGCCAAGAGUGUGCAAAGCUGUCAUCAAGGCAAAGGGUGGCUAUUUGAAGAAUCUCAAAUAUAAAAUAUAUUUUGAUUUGUUUAACACUUUUUUGGUUACUACAUGAUUCCAUAUGUGUUAUUUCAUAGUUUUGAUGUCUUCACUAUUAUUCUACAAUGUAAAAAAUAGUAAAAAUAAAGAAAAACCCUUGAAUGAGUAGGUGUGUCCAACCUUUUGACUGGUACUGUACAGUGGGGAGAACAAGUAUUUGAUACACUGCCAAUUUUGCAGGUUUUCCUACUUACAAAGUAUGUAGAGGUCUGUAAUUUUUAUCAUAGGUACACUUCAACUGUGAGAGACGGAAUCUAAAACAAAAAUCCAGAAAAUCACAUUGUAUGAUUUUAAGUAAUUAAUUUGCAUUUUAUUGCAUGACAUAAGUAUUUGAUACAUCAGAAAAGCAGAACUUAAUAUUUGGUACAGAAACCUUUGUUUGCAAUUACAGAGAUCAUACAUAUCCUGUAGGUCUUGACCAGGUUUGCACACACUGCAGCAGGGAUUUUGGCCCACUCCUCCAUACAUACCUUCUUCAGAUCCUUCAGGUUUCGGGGCUGUCGCUGGGCAAUACAGACUUUCAGCUCCCUCCAAAGAUUUUCUAUUGGGUUCAGGUCUGGAGACUGGCUAGGCCACUCCAGGACCUUGAGAUGCUUCUUACGGAGCCACUCCUUAGUUGCCUUGGCUGUGUGUUUCGGGUCGUUGUCAUGCUGGAAGACCCAGCCACAACCCAUCUUCAAUGCUCUUACUGAGGGAAGGAGGUUGUUGGCCAAGAUCUCGCGAUACAUGGCCCCAUCCAUCCUCCCCUCAAUACGGUGCAGUCGUCCUGUCCCCUUUGCAGAAAAGCAUCCCCAAAGAAUAAUGUUUCCACCUCCAUGCUUCACGGUUGGGAUGGUGUUCUUGGGGUUGUACUCAUCCUUCUUCUUCCUCCAAACACGGCGAGUGGAGUUUAGACCAAAAAGCUCUAUUUUUGUCUCAUCAGACCACAUGACUUUCUCCCAUUCCUCCUCUGGAUCAUCCAGAUGGUCAUUGGCAAACUUCAGACGGGCCUGGACAUGCGCUGGCUUGAGCAGGGGGACCUUGCGUGCGCUGCAGGAUUUUAAUCCAUGACGGCGUAGUGUGUUACUAAUGGUUUUCUUUGAGACUGUGGUCCCAGCUCUCUUCAGGUCAUUGACCAGGUCCUGCGGUGUAGUUCUGGGCUGAUCCCUCACCUUCCUCAUGAUCAUUGAUGCCCCACGAGGUGAGAUCUUGCAUGGAGCCCCAGACCGAGGGUGAUUGACCGUCAUCUUGAACUUCUUCCAUUUUCUAAUAAUUGCGCCAACAGUUGUUGCCUUCUCACCAAGCUGCUUGCCUAUUGUCCUGUAGCCCAUCCCAGCCUUGUGCAGGUCUACAAUUUUAUCCCUGAUGUCCUUACACAGCUCUCUGGUCUUGGCCAUUGUGGAGAGGUUGGAGUCUGUUUGAUUGAGUGUGUGGACAGGUGUCUUUUAUACAGGUAACGAGUUCAAACAGGUGCAGUUAAUACAGGUAAUGAGUGGAGAACAGGAGGGCUUCUUAAAGAAAAACUAACAGGUCUGUGAGAGCCGGAAUUCUUACUGGUUGGUAGGUGAUCAAAUACUUAUGUCAUGCAAUAAAAUGCAAAUGAAUUACUUAAAAAUCAUACAAUGUGAUUUUCUGGAUUUUUGUUUUAGAUUCCGUCUCUCACAGUUGAAGUGUACCUAUGAUAAAAAUUACAGACCUCUACAUGCUUUGUAAGUAGGAAAACCUGCAAAAUCGGCAGCGUAUCAAAUACUUGUUCUCCCCACUGUAUGUGUGUCUGUGACUUUAUGCUUUGUAUCUAGAGUGCAAGGAGAGACCCCAGACCCCCUGUGAGAUUGCUAGAGAUGCCGUGGGCCGUAACUUGAUUGGAACCUUCAUCCCCCAGUGUGACAACCAGGGACAAUACACCCCUCAGCAGUGCUGGGGCUCUACAGGUUACCACACACAUACACAAGCACACACACACACACGUUACCCUACUGAACAUUUCACACAAGAUUAACCCAUUCCUUUUGCAGUCCUGACAUGCUCCAAUCCAUGGCAUGUGAAAUGUCUUGAUAACCUGUUUCCCAAACAUUUGAAUGUAUUUAGGAACUAAAAAUGCACUCCAGACUUGCUUUUCAGGUGUUAGUGAAAGCAAAGACGCAGUUAAAUGCUUUUUCAAUUCAAUUUGUGUUACAGUAAAAUAUGGGUAACACUUCAUUUUAAGGGGUAAUUAUUCCUGUAUUGUAGUUAAUUGUAACAACUCAUAGUUACAGUGUAAUAACAACAUGUCACUGGUAGAAAAUGCGGUAUGUAAUUAUAGAGGUGUAACAAUGAAGACUUAUUACCAUGCUUGUUACAAAUGGGCAGGUUUCCACUAAAAUCACCAACGUAAUGUAAGAACUGUCACAAAGGUUUUGAUCCCUCGUGGAUGAGCUGGAUGUCUGAGAGAUUAUAGCCUAUGCUCAAUAGGCUCUAAUUACUUACCGUUGAAUGAGCACUGUUCAAACUAUAUCUCCGCUCAGUAUUGUUGCAAGCACUUUCCCUCAAAACAAAGUUUACCAUCUGGGAUAACUUGGUUGUGCUGGUAAAAAGAGAUCAGUAGGUCAACCUCACUGACUGGGAUCUAAUAUGGGUGGCAUCCCAGAUGAGGAAAAACACACUUUUUCAAAGCACAGACAAGUAAUGUUUGCCUAAGUACAAUGUAAUUGCUAGUUGUUACACAGGAUUUAGCAAAUGAAAAUGAAAUGUAUCUUGAGGGGUACUUACUCGUAAUUAAUGGGUAUGGAAGUUUCACUUCAUUUCACAAUAAGGUACAGAAAUGAAGUGAAACUUCCAGAAGCUUUCAAAUGAGGGCCAGGUUGUCAGGAUGUGUAAUCUACUGUAUAAGUACACAUUAAUUACAAGUAAGUACCCCUCAAGAUACACUUCAUUUAAACUAGCUAAAUCCUGUGUAACACCUAGCAAUUACAUUGUAUUUAGGCAAACAUUACUUGUCUGUGCUUUGAAAAAGUGUGUUUAAAAAAAAAAAAUCUCAUCUGGGAUGACCAAUUUAACCUGAUGGUACACUUUAUUUUGGUGGCAAGUGUUAGCAAUAACGUUGAGUGGAGAUACAUUUUCAACAGUGCACAUUUAUUGUUAAGUAAUUAGAGCCUUUUGAGCAUAAUCUCUCGGACACCCAGCUCAUCCAUGAGGGUCACAACCUUGGUGACAGUUGUUACUGAAUCGGAUGCCGCUGACAAGAAACAAAACACUACGUUUGGGAAUUUAGUGGAAACCUGCCCACUUCUAACAAGCCUGGUAACAAGGAAUCAUUGUUACACUUUUGUAAUUACGGACCGCAAUUGCUACCAGUUACAUGUUGUUAUUACAGUGUAACUAUUUAAUCUUACAGUUAACUACAAAUAUUGUUACAGUGUAAAUACACAUGUAAUUACAUUUUAAUAAGGAUCUAUUAAAAGGAAGCGUUACCUAAAUGUGUUAGUGUGUAAAUAGUCUUUAUAACACGCGUUAACAUGUACAUUUCUGCUAGGUUACUGUUGGUGUGUGACCAGCACUAGACAGAAGAUCCCAGGUAAUGAGCGUCCACCAGGACAAUGCAAAUAGUCCCGGUAGCCAUGAUUAGCUGUUGAGGAGUCUUAUGGCUUGGAGGUAGAAGCUGUUAAGAAGCCUUUUGGACCUAGGCUUGGCGCUCCGGUACCGCUUACGUGCGGUAGCAGAGAGAACAGUCUAUGACAAUUUUUAGGGCCUUCCUCUGACACCGCCUGGUAUAGAGGUCCUGGAUUGCAGGAAGCUUGGCCCCAGUGAUGUACUGGUCCGUACGCACUACCCUCUGUAGUGCCUUGCGGUCGGAGGUCGAGCAGUUGCCAUACCAGGCAGUGAUGCAACCAGUCAGGAUGCUCUCGAUGGUGCAGCUGUAUAACUUUUUGAGGAUCUGACGACCCAUGCCAAAUCUUGUCAGUCUCCUGAGGGGGAAUAGGUUUUGUCGUGCCCUCUUCACGACUGUCUUGGUGUGUUUGGACCAUGAUAGUUUGUUGGUGAUGUGGACACCAAGGAACUUGAAGCUCUCAACCUGUUCCACUACAGCCCUGUCGAUGAGAAUGGGGGCGUGCUCGGUCCUCUUCUUUUUCCUGUAGUCCACAAUCAUCUCCUUUGUCUUGGCACCACACGGCCAGGUCUCUGAUCUCCUCCCUAUAGGCUGUCUCAUCGUUGUCGGUGAUCAGGCCUACCACUGUUGUAUCGUCGGCAGACUUAAUGAUGGUGUUGGAGUCGUGCCUGGCCAUGCAGUCAUGGGUGAACUGGGAGUACAGGAGGGGACUGAGCACGCACCCUUGAGGGGCCCCCGUGUUGAAGAUCAGCGUGGUAGAUGUAUUGUUACCUACCCUUACGACCUGGGGGGCGGCCCGUCAGGAAGUCCAGGAUCCAGUUGCAGACGGAGGUGUUUAGUCCCAGGGUCCUUAGCUUAGUGAUGAGCUUUGAGGGCACUAUGGUGUUGAACGCUGAGCUGUAGUCAAUGAACAGCAUUCUCACGUAGGUGUUCCUCUUGUCCAGGUGGGAAAGGGCAGUGUGGAGUGCAAUAGAGAUUUUAUCAUCUGUGGAUCUGUUGGGCGGUAUGCAAAUUGGAGUGGGUCUAGGGUUUUUGGGAUAAUAGUAUUCAUGUGAGCCAUGACCAGCCUUUCAAAGCACUUCAUGGCUACAGAUGUGAGUGCCACGGGUCGGUAGUCAUUUAGGCAGUUUAUCUUGUGUUCUUUGGCACAGGGACUAUGGUGGUCUGCUUGAAACAUGUUGGUAUUACAGACUCAGUCAGGGACAUGUUGAAAAUGUCAGGGAAGACACUAGCCAGUUGGUCAGCGCAUGCUCGGAGUACGCGUCCUUGUAAUCCAUCUGGCCCUGCGGCCUUGUGAAUGUUGACCUGCUUAAAAGUCUUACUCACAUCGCCUACGGAGAGCGUGAUCACAUAGUCAUUCGGAACAGCUAAUGCUCUCAUGCGUGCUUCAGUGUUGCUUGCCUCGAAGCGAGCAUAGGAGUGAUUUAGCUCGUCUGGUAGGCUUGUGUCACUGGGCAGCUGUGCUUCCCUUUGUAGUCUGUAAUAGUUUGCAAGCCCUGCCACAUCCGUCGGAGCCGGUGUAGUACGAUUCGAUCUUAGUCCUGUAUUGACUCUUUGCAAUUGAGAUGGUAAAAACAGAUCAGUAGGUCAACUUUACUGACUGGGAUCUAAUAUGGGUGGCAUCCCAGAUGUGGAAAAAUACACUAUUUCAAAGCAUAGUACAUGUAAUGUUUGCUUAAGUACAAUGUAAUUGCUAGUUGUUAGAUUUAUCUCAUUAAAAUGAAGUGUAUUUUGAGGGGUACUUACUUGUAAUUAAUUUGCACGCAUACAGGACAUUACCCAUCCUGACAACCUGGCCCUCAUUUGAAAGCAUCUGGAAGUUUCACUUCAUUUCACAAUAAGGUACAGAAAUGAAGUGAAACUUCCAGAUGCUUUCAAAUGAGGGCCAGGUUGUCAGGAUGGGCAAUGUUCUGUAUGCAUACAAAUUAAUUACAAGUAAGUACCCCUCAAAAUACACUUAAUUUUAAUGAGAUAAAUCUUGUGUAACAACUAGUAAUUACAUUGUACUUAAGCAAACAUGACAUGUACUAUGCUUUGAAAUAUUGUGUUUUUCCUCAUCUGGGUUGACCAAUUUAACCUGAUGGUCCACUUUAUUUUGGUGGCAAGUGUUAGCAGUAACGUUGAGUGGAGAUAUAUUUUCAACAGUGUACGUUUAUGUUUAAGUAAUUAGUGCCUUUUGAGCAUAAUCUCUCGGACACCCAGCUCAUCCAUGAGGGUCACAACCUUGGUGACAGUUGUUACUGAAUCGGAUGCAGCUGACAAGAAACAAAACACUAAGUUUGUGAAUUUAGUGGAAACCUGCCCACUUCUAACAAGCCUGGUAAUAAGGAAUCAUUGUUACACCUUUGUAAUUACGGACCGCAAUUGCUACCAGUUACAUGUUGUUAUUACAGUGUAACUAUUUAUUCUUAGUUAACUAAAAUACUUGUUACAGUUUAAAUACACAUGUAAUUACACUGUAAUAAAGACCUAUUAAAAGGAAGCGUUACCAAAAUGUGUUAGUGUGUAAAUAGUCUUCAUAAGACGUUUUUAACACGCGUUAACAUGUACAUUUCCAGUACAUUACUGUUGGUGUGUAGCACUGGACAGAAGAUCCCGGGUAUGGAGUGUCCACCAGGCACUCCCCGCAUCAACUGUUUAGGUACACAGACACACACACACACACAGUCACGAUCACACACAGUCAAGCAAACAUGCACAUAGUCACUGCACACACACACAGAAGUUCCCGAGUACUGAGAGUCCACCAGACACUGCUCGCUGUGAGAGGACAGGUAGGAGGAGUGUGUGUUUGUGUGUAAGUAAGUAUUUGCGUGUGUGUAUGUGUGUGACUUUACCCUUGUGCUUUAUAUCUAGAGUGCAAGGAGCGACCCCAGACCCCCUGUGAGAUUGCUAGAGAUGCCGUGGACCCUAACUUGAUUGGAACCUUCAUCCCCCAGUGUGUCAACCAGGGACAAUACACCCCUCAGCAGUGUUGGGGCUCUACAGGUCAAAUCAAAUCAAAUCAAAUGUUUUUUGUCGCAUAA